Molecule: messenger RNA, 56418 nt
Organism: Xyrichtys novacula (pearly razorfish)
Lineage: Eukaryota; Metazoa; Chordata; Actinopteri; Labriformes; Labridae
Source: the annotation of a GenBank genome assembly
GGAGAAUUGGACCAAGGACCCCAGUAUAACUAAAAUCAUUGUAGCAGUCCUGUUCUGGAGUAAUCGAUGUAAAAAAAGGGGACUCCUGGAUAGAAAUCUGACAGAAAAUACACUGCAGAAGUUCACUUUCUCCAGAAGAUGGCAGUAGUGCAGCACUGUGAGGACUCCAAUUUCAGUAAGUGUAACAAAAGUAAGUUAAACUGUGCUUGUAAUUGUUGAUUUUACAGGUCACUGCAUGAAAAAGCCACAAUAUUGAAGUCUUAGUGCUAGUCACAAAAAUGUUGAUAUUAAAGAUGAUCCCAGAAUUACAAACAGUUGGGCAUGGGUACAAAUGUGGGGCAAAAACUGCAACACAGAGGAAAGAGAAGGAUGUCAGCUUCAAUAAAGAGGAAUAAGUGAUCCAAAUUGAGAAAAAAAAAAUAAUAUUUACAACUACACUAGUUUCAGUUUGGUAUGGAAAGAAAAAGCACACAAUGUGGCCUGUAAAGGACAAAUAAUAUACAUGUUAAAAACAAUAAUUGGUGUACAUUGUGCAGGAAAUGCUUCUUAAUGUUCUACCAGGUCUUGGCACUAGAGGGAGAUAUGCUGUCACAUAAGAGACGGUAUGUUUUACAAUAGAUGAAGAGUUUACACAUACUGUACAUGACACAUAGCUUUACCUUGCACCAAGACUAAGUUUGAUUACUGAUGGAGAUGCAUUUUUCAAAUCAAAAUCUUUUGAUAGAAAGUCUCAGGGCUCAUAAUGGUGCUGAUAAACUUCUCCAGCACAGAAAAGUGUCAAAUGAAAGACCAGAGAUAUGUUUAAAAAUACAGCAGCUUUACUCCUUUCAUUCCUCCAAUCAUCAUUUCCUGCUUCCUUGACUUCUUCUCCUCCUCCUCCUUUAUUGUCAACCCAAGUCUUUCAUAUAAACCUGUACAGCCCACGUCGGUGUUUGUACAGUGCGGUGAUUAUGUUCAGUCUUUUGUAUUCUCAAGUGCUCAAUGAGUUGUGUCUCCCAACACUACAGAAAAAGAAAAGGUAUUGAGCAACAGAUGGUUCCCCUCCUGAGAUCACAUCGUCCCACUUGAGGAACAAUACUGAUAUGAUUAAUGAGAGCACACGCACACAAACAGCGCUGACACUGCAAGUGAUAAAUAUGUGGCUCACCUAUUAUGAUGCUGCAUUGUUUUAUACACUCCCACUGGAACUGAUGCACAAAUACAGUACACACACACACACACACACACACACACACACACACACACACACACACACACACACACACACUUGUUUGUGUCUUUUAAGAUCACUCCCCCCUGCAGAUGCUACUUGAUCAUAAACAGCCAUCAGACUGUUUGAGGAGGUGACAAAUGCAGUGGAGAAGCCCCCACUGUCCUUCAUGUUUUGGAUGUUUCCCUGCUCCAACGCACCUGAUUCAAAUGAUCAGCUCGUUAUUAAGCCAUUACAGAGCUUGAUAACGAGCUGAUCAUUUGAAUCAGGUGUGUUGGAGCAGGGAAACAUUCAAAACAUGCAGGACAGUGGACCUCGAGGACUGGACUUGAGAACCACUGUCUUAAGCAAACAAAAGUCUCAAUUAAUAUUGUUAAUUGUAAGGACCAAGAAUAUUUGAUUUAAAAGUAAUUAAAUUGGUUGUUUUUUUUUUGAUUAGUAGAUUCAGACACACCUGUCUAGAGGAUGUAAUGGGUGGAGUUGCAAUCUCUUUAGGAAAGCUGGCACAGGUGCGCUGGUCAGGCUUUUGUUUGGUUCAGACUGAGAUGAGCAGCACGAAAAUGUUUUUUUUUACUGUGAAACAGGAGCUCUUUUUGAAUUUUGUACAAGUUGUGAGCUGUAUGGAAUCAGCAAUCAGCCAAAUAAACAGAAAAACCAGACCUGUGAGUAAUGGAGUCUUUUAUGAAUGAAGUUAGACACGCGUCAGUACAAUUGUGGGGCUCAUCUCAUCCAAGUGGCUUUAAAGACUGUUAGAGAGGAAUCUGCCACUACAUGCAAUGAACGAGGCCUGUUCAGAAAAUGUACAGGACAUGGUCAAUUCUGCAACAGUCAGUAUGUCUACAUGUUGAGCGACAGUCAUAGCUCAGUUAGGUGAUAUACAGUAGAUGUUUUAACUCCAGUUUGAGUUCAUAAUCCGUUUGAGUCCACAAUUUUCACAGCUUUUUGUCAUAACAUUAAAAGACUGACUUAAUAAAUGAUGGAAAGAGUCAGAGCAUAAAACCUGACAGUAAUAGUCUUCUGGGAUUAACAGGAAAAUUUCUAACAGGUCUGCUGAUCCUCAGUGUCUGCUGCUCACAGCCUGUGUUAGUAAUUCUUUACUGGAUCUGUCAUGGUUACACGUUACGCCGCAGUAAAUCCUGCUCCAUAUGAAAUAUCUGCUGUCCUCUUUGUAGUCUGUUUCUCCCUAAAAUGAUAAAAAUAAAGUUCUUUGUUCAAGAGGAACACAAACUGCAGACACACCCAGACUUAUGCUCAAGCUUUUAGAAGAAAGAGAUGUCGCUAUGGGAUCAGGAGGAGGUGACCUUUGACCUCUAACCUCCCAGUGGUGGAAUAACCUUUGAACUGUUUUAGGAGGGAAAUGCAGAGAGCUGCAGAUGUGCCAGCAGAGCUCCAUUCUGCUGUCCACCAUCUGAACACGAAAGAGUGUGUGUGUGUUUGUGUGUGUAUUAGCCUCCUCUUCAUUAAUACAGUUAGAUUUGUCAGAUCUGGGACAAAACAGAACAAUAGAGCUGAAGCAUCAACAACACACAGGCUUUUGUAUAUUUUACUGAGUCUGUUUCUGUUUCCUGCCCCAUUUCUCUCCAAUUUAACCGGCAAAUGUCUGGCGGUAAUUCUGCUCCUCUUUUACAGCUGCAGGAGUUGACUAUUAAAAAUUAAAAUGGCAAUGGGACACAAAUUAUUGUUUUAAAUUAUUUUUCUUUAAAUCUGUUAGAGUUUAGAUCAGGCAGAAAUCUGAUGGUUACCUAUCUAAUAGUUCGCUGCUUUUUAUUUUCUAACACCUUAUGUCCUGUGAAAUUCAAAUACCAGCCUUUGUCUGCUCUAAAAUUUAAUAGUAUUUUGCUUUUUAAAAAGUUUGAGAUGAAAAUGGAGGAAAGGCCGUAGUGAGCUUAAAAAGUGUCUCCUAAAGAGCUUCCAAAGUGCUGAUGUGAAAAGGAAAGACCAAGAGUGUUGUCAUCAUCUCACUGCAGAUUGUGAUAUUGUGUUACAGCAAGAAGGACCAUAACUCUGAAGAGUUAGUAUCUAUCCAUUGUGUGUUUGUGUCUGUUUUGUGUAUUUGUGUUGCUAGACAAUCAAACACCCCCUCAGUCUCCCACGGUCACCAUGGGAACUGUGGACAGGAAGGGCAGAUUUAAACUUUAAUUAGAAAUGGUAUUGACCUCUGUGUGUGUGUGUCCGUCUCUUUGAACCUCCGUAACUUUAUCACUCAGCUGAUUUAGUGGAACUAUUUUCUCUGGCAAGGCGUAUGGAUACAUUUGUCAGCAUUCACUUGAGGCAGUUCCAAAGAGAAAAUGAUUCACCUCCAAUUUACCUGUUUGAAAACUGCUGGACCAAUCAAAACUCACCAAAUUUAUGGUAAAGCAGCAGAUCUCUGCCAUUUGACAGUGAAAACUCAAAGUCUGAUUUCCAAAUGAAUAUUGGACACUCACACACGGUUCCUCAAAGGUAUAUUUCCACCUUUUAUGAAACAAACAUGGCUUCCAGUAGCAAAACUUGACACUUCUAAUCCCCUUACUCAUGAUAUAUGUACAGCAUAAACUCAAGGACAAUGCUGCUGAUCCUGCCAUUUAUUACUUCAUCUGAAGGUGAUGUAAUUGAGUCUGUAUCUUACAAUUACCCCGGGUUCUUAAUUGAAGAUUUUCUGUCCUGUAAACUUCAUAUACAACCACUUGUAAAGUAAGCUUUUGCUGUGACUUGGCUUCUAUUUCAGUAAUACGUCAUAAAAUAAACAGCUGUCUCGUCCAGAGGCAACUUUAGGAUUGACUGUUUAUUUAUAAAAAUAUAAAUAGAGUCAAGCAUGAAGUUGCCUCAAAGAUUUGGAGUCCUGCUUUGUAGCACAGACCCCGAGUAACAUACACUGGUUUUGUCAGAGUGAUUAUUUUUUUCUAACAAAAGCAGAAUGCCGCAAGUUUUACAGAAUGCUACACAAAACUGCAGUUUUUUACUUGUUUUCUGAUGAACUCAAAGUAAGGUGUGGUCCGUUGUGUGCACUCAUGUAGUCAUGAUUGGUAAUGGAUUGGCUGGAGUCACUCCUGCUAGUCGAUGCUGAUUAUUUGACUCAAAGGAGUUAACAGAAAACCAACUGACUAUUUUCUAAAUGAAUAAUGAAACUGCCUCAUAUGAUUUGUCUGCAGCUGUGCGAGAGCAGGCUAAAAUGGUACAUGUAGAGUGUCAGUAGGAAACUAUUUUUGCCUCAGUUUCAGUUUUCAUUAAAUCACAAAUGCCUGUUUGUCAGUCCAUCUGAUUCUCUCCCUCCCUUCCAGGUCUCUUGCCACUGGACGAGACAGAUGUUUUGCUCCAGAGGCAUUGUGGGUCUGUGUUACUGUGGCAAUGCCUACAGUUACGCCAGCUGUUAUGCCGCUUCCCGAUGUCAACAUCGCUGCUGGGGACAUUCAUGAAAAUAACAUCAUUUUGAUCAACAGAGUCUCUGUGGUAAGAAGUGAAACCAUUUGCAUCAAUACAGAACGCUCUGUGUGUAUGAGUGUGUGUGUGCGUGAGAGAGAGAGAGAAAGAGAGAGAGAGAGAGAGAGAGUGCAUCCAUCAAAGACUAAAGAGUCUGAUCACUGCAAAUCCAGCUCACUUCUGACAACAUGCAGACAUUUUACUUGCAUCAGAAACCGGCUGCAGUUUCCAGGUGUUUUCUUAUGAUGGCGCUGAGCUGACAGGGAGUGACCUCACUACCUUCCAAGUGUCUGAUUGGCUGCUGUUACUAAAGAAUGGUCUUUCCUUGCAGGAUGUCCCAUUCCUGCUAUUAUGUCCUGAUUCCUGCUUGUUUAGUUAGAGCCUGAAAACAAAUAACAGAGCAGGGAUUUACAAAACUGGUUGAGGUGGACACACACACACACACACACACACACACACACACACACACACACACACACACACACACACACACUAGACUGAGUUUGACUGCCAGCUUGACGAAAAGAGUAUCUUGUUGUUCAGGAGGGAAAUAAAUGAACAGAGGAGACGUUGUCAGGAACAUUCAGCAGACAUCAUGUUGUUUUUCCAAACAACAUUUUGAAUAUACAGCACAUUCAGCUCAGAGUUUAAACAAAAGCAACUGUUAUAUACACACAAUUAUUUGGUUAUAUGGUGCCUUGAUAGCUCAAGGCAGCUAAAUAUUACACACUGCACCUUUAAAUUUAAAAUAAUGCAAUGCUGCACAUCUUUAUCAGUGGAUCUAAGAAAUGGUAUAAUAGUAAGUAUAUAAUAAACAGUUUGCUGAGUUCUAGAAAUGCUAAUAGAUGGGUUUAGAGUAAGUCCAGCUGUUCCCCAAGGUUAUUUUCUUUCUAAGCUAACCCGCCUAUUCUGUUUUUCUCACAGGAGUUUAAAAUGUUUCCUUCUUCUAACUUUCAGGCACAAAAGAUGUUUCAACUACUCAACUUUCUCCUGAAUGAUAAUUUGGAAAUGGUUACUGUGUCUAAGUGCAAACAAAUGAUUUAGGCCAUGUGAGAAAUAAGCAGGUGUGCUCAAACAAAAAGACCCCUGAAGUUUAAAAAAAAUAUCAUUCUUAAAAACAGAUUUUACAGAUUAAACUCUGUAUCCUCAAUAAAGAAAAUUAUUUCUUUUUUCAAGACUUUUUGUUUACUGAAAUAGGCUGUCAGUAAGCCCCUUUUCUGUCAGCCAAUCAGGAGUAAGCAGAGGUAGGGGUGUCCUACUUUUUGUCUUCUUAAAAAAAAGUAGAAGCAGCUGUGAGAUGACUCUCUCUCUUUGUGUGUGUGUGCGUGCGUGCGUGUGCUCUUGAAGUCAAUUUUCUCUCCGACAGAGGUGAAGGUCUGAACUCUUAUUUUGACAGUAGGUCAUCACUAAAUGCUCUUAUUUUGACACCCUCAGAUAGGAGCGGCCUUGACAGAGUCGGACUUCCUGUGACGACAGGAAGAGGGAGAGACGUAAAGAGACAAUGAGCCAACAUCUGUUGACGGGGGCGAUGGCUUCCGCAACAUCCCCAGCGUCGCCCACUUAGCAGAGAGACACACUGUCAGAAAGAGGAAGUGCUGUGUGGUCGCCAUGGUUACUGAGGUAUUUACCACUAAACCAGCUGAGGGGAAGCUCCAGACAGUAUGUUGACCUUUGACCUCUGACAGAUUUUACUUUUUCAGUCCGUAGACACAUUGUCUGAAAAUUCAUGGGAAAACUUUCUCAAGAAGAGGAACAGAAAAUUCAAUUCUGCUGAUAAUUUUUUUUUCAAAUGCUGGGUUCAUUUACUCACACACAUGACAUCAUUGAGGUGUGGCGAGGAGGGGGUUUCCAAAACAAAUUGGCCAACAAACAAUGAAAAGGACGAGAUGCUAAGUCCACAGGGGGGCCAGAGUUGACAUAAACCAAAAGUUCCUCACAGGAGCUUUAAUUCAUUUAUUGUUUGAAUGUUUGCCCCAUGACAAACACUUUUGAAAGAAAGAAAUUCAUCAUAAAUAGAUUGCUUAUAAUGCUUUUGCUGUGACAUUUUAACUGUCUUGCAUUUAGAAUUCUUCAUUUAAUUUAUUUAAAAUAGGCUUUUAUUUUGAAAUGAGGUAUGAUACUUUUGGCAGAUCACUGAACUAAAUGAGCUUUGGGAAAAGUUAGAAUUUUUUGUGGUUAAUGUAGUGUCUGACCAUCUUUAAGAGGGCUGCUAGUUCUUGUGAUUGGUGACAACCAGUGAAAGAACCACUACCACUCCCUACCAUCAGAGAAACACUGUAUGCUUUCAUUUAGCACAAUAUCAAUAUUUCGCUCUUGUAAAGCUGGUUAUUGUCAUAAGGUGACAGCCUGAGCUUGAAUGUAACAAAGUUUUAUUGUAGCUUGACACCAUUUAAAGGUUCUCAACUAGUGGGGCACAGACACAUUCUUGAUGGGUCACGAACAGCUGGUCAAGAAAGUAAAUAUUUAAUGCGACAUUUAUCAGAUAUUUGAUAUUUUCUGUAUAUGUAACUUUUGUAGUUGUCAUCCUCAUGUUGUAACCUUCAUGUGCUCUGAAAUGCACUUUACUCAAUAAAACAAGUGGAUUUAUGUUAAAGAUUAGAGUCUUUAAAGGUUUUUUUUUAAAUAAAUUUGCUCGGUUUGAAUUCUAUAAAAGUGGGUUGUGACUUAAGGACCAUGGGAAAAUGUGGGUCCCAGAGUGAGACUAGUUGAGAACCACUGGUGUAAAGUAUCUUAACAUUGAGAUAUUCCACCAUAAAUGUUAGAAACUUGACAAAGCGUCAUUGUGAAAAGCAUGAAUUUAGAUUUACUAAAAUGCAAGCUUAAAGGAGGUUUAGUGUCCUCCCUGUCAUGUUGAUUUACCACAUUAACAUGCUGCAUUUGCUAAUAAGUCCUUAACACGUAACAGCUGAGGCUUCUGGGAAUCUCAGUGGGUUUUUUUUUGCAUUUUUGUGAUGACCAUAUUGGAGGAUGUUGCUCUGGAUCCUGUGGUUGUUUUUAUGUGUCUGGUGUGUGUGUCAUGUGGCAGUAAUGUUGCAGUGAGUGGGGUCACCAUGUGAUUUGUGAAGGACAGCGAGUCAACAGACGGUUUAAAAGCACUGACACUUCAGGUCCUACAGUCAGUCGUCAGUCAUGAGUAUGUAGUCCUGGAGGAACAGAGGUCACAUGAAAACGGAUGAAGUCAAGCUGUGAUCACUGAUUUGAUUGUGGUCAUCACAUCUAUACAAUGAGUAGAAAGUAUUACUCAAAGAUCUAUUAUGAAAUCAUCAUAUGGUCUUUAACCUUGCUCAUGCUUGGCUUUGUUACUAUGUGAGUCCUUGAAUGAUCAAAAAGAGUUUUUAGAGGUAAAUUGCUUGUGCUUAAGGUUGUCGUACUUAAGCUUAAGCGUUUGUUCUCAGUAAAUUCUCAACCAACUUUAUACUCUUGAAACUGAGUCUGUGUUUAACUGGUGGGCAACUACAAAGAGGCACUUUGUCGUCUCAUUUAAGGGAUUUGUUAGUGUUAAGUGCACUUCAAACUUCAGCGCAACAACAAACAUUUGAGGUCAGUUUAUUUGUCUGUGUAAUGGGUCCAAAAGCCUGAACUGGAGUGCGGGUGCAAGCGUCAGGAACACAGCGAUUAUCAGCCACUUCCUGUUGAGUGGAUAGGUUUACAUGAUGAACUACAGCUGUGUGUGUCAGAUGAGACUACAUGUGUAGAGGAAGGACAUUAGAGACGAUCCAUAUGAAGCGGUGUCACGUCAGGAGAACGGGCUUCGCUUCCAGCUGGGUGUGUUAAUGAAUCACCGUCGGUUUGAAACCAGUCAGAGAGCAGUGGGAGACAACACAGCUGUUAAUGAUUGUGUGUGAGUGUGUGUAUGUGUGUGUUGAAGCUAAUGACAUCACAGCGCAGUCUCCGUUUUAAUGCUGACAUCAUCUUUUUCCACGCCAAACAGGGUUUAAGGAUGGAUGAAUAAAAGAGGGUCUCAGUCGAUGAAUUGAGCGUCUGAUUAGUCAGAAAUGAAGGUUAACUUCUUUUUAAUCGUUCCUUCAUAGUUUUUCACAGUAUGUAAUUUCAUGUAAUAGCUCAGCUUCACUCUACAUACUGUGUAAUGAGGCUGACGGAGCAUUAUUCUGACGGGUGAUUUACAUCCUGUGCUGAUACUGGAAGAUCAGAGAGGAUGUUGAUCAAACUGUGACUGUCACUAUUUGAAAGAUGUGUAAAAGAAAAAUAUUAAAGUAUAAAAGUUAGGAGUGCACCAAUUACAAUUUUCUGGCCGAUCACCGAUCUUUAAAAAGCUUGACCUGCCGAUGCCGAUUUUGGCCAUACCAUUUUUUUUUAUUACUGACAACAUACACCUUUGAUGCUCCAAUCUUAGUUUAAUGAAAAACAUUGAAAAAUACUUGUGAAACAAUACAAAUUUUUUGUGUUUGUUUUAACUGCAAAUAAAAUAAUAAUCUAUGGGACAAGCUAACAACACAACUUAAACCACCAAACAACUGUCCUGAGUUUUAGUUUUCCUUGUUGUGGGUUCAACAUGCUUGGUUGAUCAUGCUCCGGAUGACUGUUGUGUGUGCCGCUGGCUCUGACGCAUGCGUGUGUGCACACGUGACCUGGUGGGCGGGCCUAUCAUUCUGGCAAAGCAAAAAGCUACAAUGGCUGAUUUUCAGACCUUUGCUGAGGUAGAUAAGAUCGGUGGAUAAAAACGGUUUCAUAUGUAGGGAUCAGCUGAUCCCUGGAAAUUUAUCGGUGCAUGUUUAAUAAAAGUUUUUCUUGAGUGAGCUUCAAGUCAGCCAAAAACUCAACAGAGACAUUGAAGGACAUCGUUUUUGAGGGUUUAGAUCUGGACAGGACACAAAGUUUCUGGCCUCACGUAGCGAGUGGGUUUUGCUGUAGGUUGAUUCGGCAUAUAGUUCUAUUUUAACGCUGAUAUUGUAAACACGACAAUAUCACAGCUGUUUGUACUUCUGUCCUUUGUCUAUCACGUUUUGUCUCCUUGGGUGUGUUGGUGCUGAAUGUCUCUACCUCUUUCCUAGCUGCUCCAGUUCACAAAAAUGAGAAAACUUUGACACGGCAUGUUACAUUUCAACAUGCCUACCCCAUGUUUUGAUAAUGAAUUAGCUUUUUAUUUACAACCAACAAAAAAGCUGGAUGAAGCUAGUCUUUACCAGCUGGUGCAGGAGUCUUUUUUUCUCAAUAUUUUGAGAAAAUCUUUUUUUCAAUCGUAUUCCUGAAAUAUUGACUUGAUUUCCAACAUUUUAACUCUGAUCUUAAACCACAUCAUGGAAAAAAACGAUCCCCUCUAAAUUAAAUUUCCCUUAUCCCUGUCUCCACAACUCUUCUGUAGUUUUGUGUUUUUAGUGGUUUUGAUUUUCUGUUAUUUUUCAGCUCGGACAGAUUCAUAACCUCCAUCUGCUUUUAGUUUUUACACCCCAAAGUGUGAUCUAAAGCAAACACACACACACACGUACAGACACACUCAGAUACUCGCAUACUGACAGGAGCUUCAUUAGGAAUGAUAUUAGUGCAGAGUCGUUAUAGCUUCCUGCCCCCAAAACUCACACCCACACCCACCACAGGAGGUCACAGAUAUGAAGCCAACAGCUGGAUCUCUCUCCCUCACACACACACACACACACACACACACACACACACACACACACACACACACACACACACACACACACACACACACAGAGUCAGAACUUUUCCUGUUUGGCACAAGACCAGAGAGGGACAAGGUCUUUGUGUGUGUGUGUGUGUGUGUGUGUGUGUGUGUGUGUGUCUCUGAGAUAAGAGUUUCAGGGCCGCAGAGAUAAAAUUCAGUGUGGACCCCCCCUCACACAGACACUGGCCUAACGACUUUUUUUUUUUAAGCCAAUCAGAUCAUCACCUGGCCUUCAGCUCGUUAACAGACGAUCAGCCCCCCACCUGGGAGAGAUUUUAACAGCAGCUCAUUAACAUAAUUAAUUGAUGCCCGUUAGCUUAAUGAAGCUGCAGGUCAACAGACAGAGAAUGGUCCUCAGUGUUCAUUUAAAGACACAGCACAGGAGUGUAUUUAAAACCUAUAAACAAACUCAAUUGAAACAGCGUUAACACUCGAAAGCAGUAAUUUACUCUUACAAAAGUGUCACUGAAGCCAAACCAUUUUAACUUAGUAGACAAGUUACAAAUAAUGAGAGGCACUCAUCUCUUUCUGUAGCAAAUCAGAAGUUAUUUUAUUGUAGUGAUUAUUAUUACUGUUCAUAUUUUCAAAAGUAAACUAAAGACCUACCUUUUCAGUCUGGUUUUUAGCUGAAUUUUGUUUUAAUCUUUAAAUCUGCAUUAUGUGAUUUUACCCUAUUUUAGUCCUAGAGUAAUUAUUACCUUAAUUAUUACCUUCUUAUUUACUUUUUUAUUGUUUGAUUUUAAGACGUUUAUUUAAUUAACUUUUAACGCUUUAUCACCUUUAUUAUAUUUUAUCAUGGUUUUAUUGUUUUAGUCCUAGAUCCAGAGGUUCCUCAUCUUUUUUAACUCAAGAUAGCGUUUCCUCAGUCACCUUUGGCAAGUUGAAGAGUCCUGUUUUUUUGUGUUUGCAUCUGUGUGUGAUUGCUGUGUGUGUUGAAUGGGGGUUGGAAGGGUGGGUGGGGUUUGGUAUCUGUAUCUUUAUUUAUUUUUUUGAAAUAUGAAAGUGAGGAGUAUGAAAAGUGCUUUAAAAAUAAAGUUUGAUUGAUUGAUGAGUUAAUCAACUGAUACAGCUGUUUCUUUAGAGCACAUUGUAUACACGUUUUAUGCAUAAUAAUAUAAACAGCAGUCAUUUAAAACAACCACAACACAUUGAAUAGAGAAGAAGGGAAAGAAAACUCUCCUCUGAUAAAGUUAUGAGAAUUAAGAAAUUUUGAUUUGUCCAUUUCCGACAGCCAGUUUGGAGGAACAGAUCUGUCCCCAAACAAACCCAACGAAAAUGAAACUCAGUCUGACUCACAGUUAGUUAUAAAAAGAUGAUACGAAGGUUGGCGAUACGUAGCUCAAAACUAAAUAUAAAACUGUUUCUGUUUGAGUUUCCAUGUAGGGAAUGCAAUCAGUCAAACUUUGCACCUGUUUACAGCAGACAUCAUUAAACUAUGUGUGUAUAUCGGCAACAGGUGUGACAUUUUGCUCUAUUUAUUUAGAUAUGUUAACAAGCUAGCAUCAGACUGUCAGGUUUUCACGCGUCAGAGCAAACAGAGGCUGCAAGCUGUUUAAUGUGCUGUCAUGUCUUAAGAUAUCUCACAUACUGACAGUUUAAAACACGGCUGUAGUCUCAGUGAUGUUACCCAAUAACUUAUAAGGAGGAGUUUUAGGGCUGAAUGAUGGUGAUUGCCAAUGCUGACUCAACUUAGAUACAGGUAAAAUGGGAUUGAGGUGGGCCUUCAGUUUUCCUGGGAAACUGUUUUGAAGUUCCUGCUUGUCAGUCAACUGAGCCAUGCUUGUGCUAAUAAUCAGUUAACAAUAUCUUGUAACCCUCAUAUCUUCAAAGGAGUUAAAAAAAAUCUCUGCCAGUACAGUAAAAAAAAAAAAAAAAGGCCAAAGAGAGAAAAUAUGUUUUUCCUGACUAUAAAUGUAUUUUAUCUUUAGAUUGGCAUUUAAAGAAGAGGGUCUCCAUGAAUUUUACACAUCUGCAUUGGUGUAAAGGUUGCAGCGUGUUUGUAUGCCAGCUUAGUCAGGUUUUAACUGCAAACAAAUUAUAUGAAUCACUUGAAUUUUGUAUUAAAUCACCAUUGUGUGUAGUAAAUUAAAAAAAUGUUUGAAGCUGUGUUUUGAACUAGUUUAUAGGAGCAGGACAAUGAGCAGGAAUUCAUGUGGAUUGGUCAGAAAAAGCUAUCCGUGUAAAAUAAAUUAUAGAGUUAUGAAUACAGAUUUGAAUCUGCGUUUGUAUAACAACUUCAUCAGUAAAAAGAUAACUGUGCUAGGUAUAGCCAGCCGAGAACACUAAAUGAUUGAUUAUCUGUUAAGAAGAUGCAGUUCACUGUUAGGACACAGUUUUCCGGCUUGUUUACCAAGACCCUGGUCUCAUACAUGGGGGUCUUGCUUGUUUGUUGUGAAGAUUUCUGAUGUGAAGACACAAAACUCUGAGUCUGUGUCUUUAUAUGUGAUGAUACAUGACCAAAGAUAAUGAAGCUGUAUGUAAAGAGUGACUCCUUAUCAAAAAAGUGAGUAUAUCCGACCACCGUGUAUAUUGCCUCUUGCUGAUGUCAGAUCUGGAAGUGGUUCACUGUUUGUUAAAGUCAGUUUUUCCAGGUUUUUUCAUUUGUGAUUUUCAGCGCUUACUCCCCUACAUUACUUGUGUUGCCAAACUGUAUGCACGUUUACAUACAUCCACAGAGGCAGACUGCGAAGUGUAAAAUCUUCUAUGUUAACAGAUAGUCCAGAUGCCUAAACCUUUACUGCAUCUUUGUUCUAUUACGUGUUGUACGGCCAUUUAAAACAGCUUUUGCUGGUGUUGAAUUGUUUAAUCCUAACGGGGUCACUGUGCCACAUUCACACAGCUGUGUGUCCAUAAAGUCUCUUACUUUGUAAAUGCAGUAUCAGAGUCAGGCUGCACAGACUGACCCUCGGAGGAAAGAACUGUAUGUCGACAGGAAGUCCUCUUCCUGGGGAGCACAAUGGCUGUUGUUCCAGACAGGAUGUGACAUCAUCGCCAAGGACUUUGAGGCAGGAAGGAGGUGAUGGGGGUUGGACCUCAAUGUCUCCUCCUCUUGUAAAAUGGGUGGACAAAGUUUUUUUAUCUGUCCAUCCAUCAUUUGAACCACAUCUACUCGGCUGUCAGAGAAUGAUUGUUGAAGCUUCACUGCAAACACAGAUACACGUAUCGCACAUUAUCAGCUUCUGUUGUAUACCCACAGUAAUCCUGUUUACAUUUUUUCAUGCGCUGUGCAGAGAAGAGGAACAAUGGAGAGGAAGUUUAUGAGAAAGGUUUAUCGAGGUGUAUGAGACUAAAAUGGGAUGAAUGUGGCAGAUGUUUAUUACAUUCAUGUCUGUGUAAAAUGAAUAAUCUGAAACAAAACUCAAUAUUUCUAUAACCAGAUGUCUUUAUUUUAUAAGUAUUCAAAAAAAAUGCAGCAGUAUCGCAGGACAGGAAAACGUCGCUAAUGUGAACGCUUGUAUUGACAGGAUACGGAUUUGAAAAAAAUAUUGACAUCCGAAAUAAUCGCACGACAAAAACGGUCCCUUUGUGAAAGGACCUUAAAUCGUUUUGUUUUCCUCACCUAGAUAAUCAAAACCAUGUCAUUUCCAGUCAUGAAAAUGUGUCUCUUAUAAUUUAUUAGAGUUAGCAUUUAUUUUAAAGUAAAUAAUCUGGCUAACAUCUAUUUUAAAAGAAACCCAUUUGUCUCUGGAUUCUCUACUUCCAAUGAUUGAUAAUGGUCCAUCAAAAUAAGUUUUAGUACAUUAACAUAACUGACUUUUUUGUGCAUUUCAAUCAACUUUAAGGUUAAAGGCAUAUUCAGGCAUAAUUAAUCAUUUCUUUAUCAUUUCCUUUAAGUAAUAAUCACCUUAUAAAUCAUUUUGCACUGCAGAUGCGGUAGUUCUUCUGCCUUAGCAUCUCAGUCUGAUUGCAUUUCCAUGAAAAAAUGAUCAUAAAUGUUCUUCCUUGAGCUGCGUCACCCCGCAAAAACAAGCGGCUGCUGGAAGAGAGUCGGUGAGUUUUGUUUGGUCUCUUUGCUAAAGAAAUCAGGCAAAGUUAAAAAGAUGUUUGGUGGCUAGUGUUCUGGCUAGAACCCUAUAUGUACUGUUGACGAAGUUCUGAGCAUUACUUGUGGCUAUAGAGUGGAGUUUUGGUUGAAGUUUGUUUAUGGCUCCUCAGACCGCUGUGUGUUGCUAUCGUGCGGUCGUUACUAAAGUUGGUAAAACUGGAGAAAUAAGCGGUCGGCAACAUUCAUCUCUAGAGGGGGUGUCUAACUCGGUGUUAUGGUGUGUUUGACCCUAAAUUAAUUUUACGCCGGAAUAUCCCUUUAAGUGGAAACCUCUGCUGUUUAAAAAUGAAGCUAAUGCAGAGGUGCCAAAAACAGAAAUGAAUACUAUGCCAUCAUAAAGUAUAAAAACAUGGACAGAGACAUAAGGGAAGUUCCAAUCACAGAUUUUCUCUCUGUGUGGUAUCUGUGCAGCCCUGAUGUGCUCUGUCAGGUUUGAGCUGCAGAGGAGAGCGUGACACCAGGGUGUAAAUCCAGAUGUGUUUGGUCUAAGGAGUGGGAGCUCAGACCUCGAUAUCUGCAGGUCCUGACAUUGAAAGACAAGACAAAAAAAACCCUGACUGAAAACAAGCAUGAAGGUAGAUGCUGUUUAACCUCUCUUAAGCACAGAAUAUAAAACAUUGUAGAAUUUUUCUGCCAUUUUUAGCCAAUAUGUCGUAACUACAUACUCACUGUGGGGGUAUUUGGUUGUAUUUUCUGUUCUGAGAAGGGUUUUUAGUGCAUUUACUGUGAAUAUAUGCAGGUUUUGUCUCUAAUGGGCCACCGUACAGGGGACUUUUGAUUGUGUAGAGGAAGACAGAGCUGCAUAAGAGCCUCACAUUGUGUAGAGUAAUUUCCUCCAUUAGCAGCAUGUGUGUGUGUGUGUGUGUUUGGUAGUGUGUGUGUGUCCAAUGGCAUUUUUUUUUUGAUAACAGCUUGUGUUGCCUUUGGGACUGCACACACACACACAAACACACUCAGUCUAACUGCUGCAGGCUUGUAGCUCAUUACUGAUUCGACAUAUGGCUACACACACAUCCCCAGCAAACAGUCUAAUUCUUCAGAUUUGUUAUUAAUUACUGUUAAAAUAAGACAGGCUGAUCAUAUGAACUCUGACCCAGUUCACUGGACCGAGUUUAUUUGUGUUGAGUUUCACAGUUGGGGCUCCUGCGUUUGCUCCGUGAUCCAUUUUCUGUCGUCAGGAAACAGCAGGCUUGUUUCUUUCACCAACAAGAAUGUCACAAUGUCAGGUUGGAGAAUAUCUGAAUGUAUGGAGGCAGACCAAGCUGGGUUUCACUAUCUAUCCAUCAGGGAAGCAUAGUCCUCCUUCUUGCUGAGGAGUCCCAUGGAUUUCUUUUUUAAUUCUAUCUAUUUUUGGCCCUUUUUUUCCCCAUGUUUCCGCUCCUCACACUGCAGCCCUCUGUCUCUGUACAAGUCCUGUGAUACUCUGGAAAUGGACAUGCACACUGCUCUGUUUAUACUGCUGAAUAGGCAGUCGCGUUCACAUGUGCUUUUGGUGUGUAUAGUUUUCACGGUCAUAAAUUUCAGACUGCAUGCAGUCCCUCGUGGAUAUGGGCAGAUGACAAUUUACAUUAGGCGAACCUUCACAGCCUUGCAGGAGAGAAAUGUGUAGCCUUGGCUUGAGGAGAAGUCUGAUGUGUUUGGAAAUGUGCCUUUUUGUAAUAUUGUCCAGAGUUAGAUUAGAUGAAUGGAUCCAAUGCAGCAGCUGGGCCAUGAGAAACGACUGAGUGAGAAGGAAACUGCUUGCUUGCUUCUUUACAAGGAACCUCAGAGAGACCUCAAAUCAACCUUUUUUUGUGGCAUUUGAAACUAUAGUGGUGGGAGGAUGGGUGUUAAACUUCUUGUUUUAUUAUGACAAAUAACUUGACGGCAACUGGUUUUCAGACAGUCUGAAGAUGAGGAAAUCAGCAAAGAAACAAAAGGUCAAUAACCCACUGUGAAACCACAACGUGAAGUUUUUACCCUCAAAUUUUAAUAAGCAGUCAAAAUGAGAAAAUGAAAGUGGCUUUACAAUAUACAUGUGAAGUACUACAAUGAUCCUCAGACACUGAUACAGAGCUCUUCACAAUGAAAUAACAUUGAUGCAAGAAAAUGGGCCAUAACGGUCAUUUCAUCUCAAGUACUUUGAGUAAAUAUCAUGGCACUUCUCCUUUAAGUCAAACAAAUGACUCCUUUUGUAACAGAGUGAAGUGAAAAAGUAUAAGUGGUUAUGUACUGCAAGUAGAAAGACAUUAGGAGAAGUAGUAGUUACACUGAGAGGUAGUAAAACCUUAAAGACCCAGUGAGGGGUUUUUAAUUUGUUUUAAAUUAGACUGAAAUUGAUAUCCAAAGUUUCUUGUUGGUGAUGUCAGAUAUGAGCUCAAAGUGUCAGACACUUGCUCUCCCCCACCUCAGUCGGUGUCACCCUUUCUGUCAAUCAACCAUCUUCCACAUGAAACAGUCCGACUGAUUUGCAAGGAGUCGGGAAGAAGAAAAUUAAAAGAAAAUACUUAUGUGUGUUACUGAUUGAGAGAUAGUUCAACAGUUCAGGCAGUUAUAAUUACAACUGAGCAGACACACACACACACACACACACACACACACACACACACACACACACACACACACACACACACACACACACACACACACACAGUGAGGCCUGAUGGAACCAAUUAGUAGACGUUAUCAUGGCCUGGAGACGUCACAAGCUGUUCAGACACCCCCUCCUCUCCUGUCUCUCCCCUCCUCCCCCUGGGGGGUCCGAGUGUGUGUCUGUGUGUGUGUGUGUGUGUGAUGGGUGUGUGUGUGUGUGUGUAUGUGAUGGGUGUGUGUGUGUGUGUGUGUGUGUGUGUCACUGCUCAUACAUCAGUGCUAAAAUAUUUACAGUCCUCCGUGUUUUACGGUUUAUAUUACUGACCCACAUUUAUCGUUGUGUGUGUGUGUGUGUGUGUGUGUGUGUGUGUGUGUGUGUGUGUGUGUGUGUGUGUGUGUGUGUGUGUUUGUGAUGUCAUGGCAAAACGUCAGUGACCUCAGCUACAGGAACACAUCCAUAUAAGGCCAGAAAAUCCCAGAGAUUCACUCCACGGUGUGUCUGCUCCUGUUUAAAAUCAAACCGUUUUCUGUCCGUGUAAGGCCCGUCUGUUGGCUGCUGUCGCUAGGAAACAACAUCACCCCCAAUAUUGGUGUUCGUAGGUAAAAAUUAAGAAAAGAGUGUGUGCUGGCAGAGCGGUUAUUACCAAAGAGAUAGUCAUUCGAGAUAGUUCUUUUUCCAAAACAUGGCGCGUCAAGAUAGGUUUAAAGGAUAACCCUGGGUUAUUUAAUCUCGGAUCUUAUCUGUAGUGUAAAUACUAAUAACUCAACACUCAACUGGUUAUCAGCAGGGAUCUGUUAACGCAGCAACAUCUCAAGAAAGAGGUCUUACAAGUCAAGAAACAGGAGCUGUAAAACGAUCUGAUUAGUUGUGAACAAACCUCAAAGAGUAAACAAUAAAACAAUGAUUCAUGGUUUCGGUCCAGUUCACAGUCAUAUUUUAUUUUAGGACUUUGAAUGUUUACUGUGAUUGUGUGCACAGGGUUUUUCUGUACGAUGAGGGAUGUCUGCUAAUAUUUCAGACAUGUUUGCUCUCAGUUUGACCCCCAUGAGAAAGUGAAGCUUUAAUGACUCUCGUUUAGCGCGUCACAUAAAGGUGUUACUUAGUUUUCAUUGCAUGCAGGACCAACUCCUGAUAGAAAAGCUUGGCAUAUUGAGACUUUUAUAACUAAAGAAAUGGGAUAUGAUAAAGCACAGCUGAUAGUGAUGGUAAGUGGUGCAUUAUAGGGCUAAAAAAUUACGUAUACCUAUUGGAAGAGCCCAGUCUGACAUCUUUAUUUGCCCAACAAACAAUCUAGCACCAAAGUCCAAGAAUAUUUAGCUUUUCCAAAAUGCUGCAGCACAUCUACAGACAGAAUCUGGAAAGGGAGGUUAUAUUCCCCCCAUAACAGCUUCUCUGCACUGACACUGGAAGCUGAUUCCAAGGAAAAACAAUAAGUUGAUGCACCAUGCUUCCGUCCCAUACUUAAAGACUGCAUAAAACAUGGAGUGUCAGUGACGUCUUCGAUUGAUAUCUGAAGUCCAAUGAUGGUGGUCCUGAAAUGCUGACUCACCUACAUUUCAGUCAACCUAGCAAAGAGGUGGAGUUGAGAUGGAUUUUUUCCCCCCUUGUACAGUGUGAAUGAAGAAAAGGGCUUUUCAGACCAGAAUACUUUUGUUUGUUUUUUUGCACCAGGCUGUAGACAUGUUUUACUUUUCUGUUGUGGAGUGGAAAGCAUGUGGCUUCCAGCUCAAACUGGACACUCAAGAAUUACUUUUCAGCACUUCUGCAAAGGCUUUAUUUCUCAGGACCGGAGGCUACUGCUUUUUUUUUUAUUACUAUUAUUAUUUUAGUUAAAACGACUUGCAGUAGCAGAAUAAGUUUGUUGUCUUGGCUUUGACAACAUCCCUCUAGUGCAGUUUUAUGGUUUUUAGAUGGAUAAAGUUUUAGGUAAGAGCCUAGGACUGGUGCAAGGACAAAUGACAGGCAGAGGUAUAUAUGAGAAAAGUUACAGCUUAAAUAGACUGACAGAUUGGGUUGGUGCAUUUUAUUUCUUAAGUAUUUUUUUGGUCAAUUUUGCCGUCUAUUGACAGUACACGGUGAAAUGUGGGGAGAUAUGCAGCACAUGGUCGUGGCUGGACUCAAACCUGCGACCACUGCAGGGACCGAGGUCCUCAAACAUGGGGUGCACUAACCCACUUGGCCAUCUGCACGCCCCAGUUGGAACAUUUUUUUUUACAUGAUUGUGGUAAAUGAGACAGGUAUCUAGUGUGUAAACAGCACAGCUAACAGCCUAAAUCAGCUCACGGGUGCCACGCAAAGUUAUGUCAUCAGCUGUCAGUUUGCUUCGGUCAGAUAUGUAAAGUAUUUCCUUUAUGUUUUAAUUAAGAGUAAGGAACUUGUAGAUGUGAUGUCCUUUUCAUGCUCACCACACCAUAAAAGAACAUAACACUUCAUAAGAUUAUGUCUGUCAGUCAUCUCCAGCAUACAGAACAAAGACAGCCUGUUUCAGUGAGAUUGCUGUGUUCACUGUUUUCACUCACAGGGUUGACGAUAGAUGGUCAAGUGGAGACUCUGGUGAAGUGAUGGUACAGAGCUGAGCUUUCAGGAACUGAAAGUGACGACUGAAACAUUUAGGAAACUGUAUCUGCGUUCCAUCAUCCUGUGUUAUAUAACAGCAUUUUGUUGAAGAAAAAGUUGACCACCAACAUCUUGAUAUGUCUGUGCAGAUAAAACUGUUUUGGGUGACAUUUUUACAUCUCUAGCCUGACUGACAAGGCUAUGAGGGCAACUUGUUGAUCAUGGGUCGCAUAAUGUACUGUGUCACUUAUUGGGCUUGAAGAUUAGACAGUUAUUAAUACGAUGAACAUCAUGCUUUAAGUUUGGCAGGAAGAUGAUCCUAACCCAACCAACUUUUUUAAAAGUAAAUUAAUAACAAAUUGAGACAAAGUGAGGCUAACAAUAGCAGAGCUUGUACCACCAGUCUUCUGUCUGUCAGCUGAUUGCUCCAGUCAAGUGAUCAUAUGCCGGUUAAAGCUCCUGUGACUCCACAGGACUUUUUUCACUUAUGUCGAAUGAAAUUCAUACUGAUGCCUUUUCAUGAUAUACAAAAGCAAAUAAGACCAUCAAGGACAAGAUGAAUGGGUUUGUAUUGUAAUUUUCAAUGCCUGAAACUGUUAUAGGGGGUACGUGCCAGCCAAGCAGCUGAAUAUAAAGCCCCUUUUUAAAAAUGACCAUAUGAAAUAUUCACAAUAAAUGAUCAAUUUCACUGUCAAACGUCAGCAGGGUGAGUUUUUUUUUCUGUCAUUGACACAGAAUUUAACUGGAAUUUCAGCUGGACAAGAAAUCGGAUGCCACUUUUGGGCAUUUGUGGUUUUUUUGUCUAUUUAAAUACAGUCUAUUGAGCUGCUAACCAGCAUAGAAAAACAUGUAGUUAUCAAAUAUAAAAAGCUUGUUUGUCUGAUAGCAGAAAUUCUAAACAGUCAUUUAGCUGUAUCACGGUUGUUUAUAUCAACCUGGCAGUGUAACCCAAGAUGAUGCUUCUUCGAUUUAACUUCCUCCCCAGUCUGCCAAAGUGCUCUUUUCCUCUCUGUUUUAACCAUCACACAGAAUGCAAGUCAGAGACUUCCUGUAGCCAAGCUGGUUGACUUCCUGCUCAUUCCCCUCACAUAUAAAUGCAACAAAAUGGUUUCUCUCUCCAAACCCUGAGGCCUCUGCUUUUUGGGGACAGUUGUGAGUAGUGUUGUGUGUCAGGCUUGUUCGUAUCAGGCUUGAUUUUAUGCAAGCUGUUGGCUCACCUGGUUUAGCCCAACAAUGACAACAAGCCCAAUCAGUUGAUCUACAAGUUUCCAUAAAUGCUUUGAAACUGCUCUUUAACUAGGCAAUGAGCAGCCAAUCAGAGACAAGCAUCACCUGUUACAGAGACAGUGUAGAAACAUGAAAAAGGAAAGUUUACAGUGUGUGUCUGUGUGUACGUGUGUUUUAGUGUGGAAGAUGGGAUAAACUGUCAUUUCCUUCCAUUUUCAGUAAUGUCAGCAGCUCCACCAAACUCCCCCAUCCUCUCCCUUCCUUUCUCUCUACGGCAGACACACACACACACACACACACACACACACACACACACACACACACACACACACACACACACACACACACACACACUUACUAAAUCCUUACAUAAAAGCCUGUUAUCUGAUCAAACUGAUGUGAGAUCAGAAGAUGGAAACACAGCAGGGUGAAGCUAUCUCUUAGAGCACCAUAGAUAACACACACACACACACACACACACACACACACACACACACACACACACACACACACACACACACACAGAAGGAGGUCAGCUCUUUAAUCUGAAGGAGAGUUUGUCAUUAGCAGACAAGACAAACAAACAGCGACAGACCUGCCUGUGACCUGACACUCGUCUGUUCAUGGUUCAAGACACUUUUAAUCACUUUGAUAUUAAUUAUUUAUGCAUUUAUUUAAUGAUUUUUAUACCAAAAACCACCAAAAUAACCUGAAGUGAUCCAAGAGAAGAGUUACUCAACAAUGAAAAACAAUUCAAAGAUGGUGGGUCAGGUUCUGAUUUCAUAUCUGAGCAAGGGCGAGCUGUCUCUGUUUGGCUAAAAAAGUUCUGGUUUCAUACAAAUGCAGUCUAGACCGUGCUUUUGUAUCAACACAAAAUAAUAGAAAACAGAUCAAAUUACACAGACAAACCUGACAAAAUUGCACUUUAAAGUUUGGAGGAACAUGCUUUCCUCACAUGUAGUUUAAUCUGUGCUUUAAAUCAAUGAACCAAUGAAACAGUGAAUAGACAAAACCUCAAAAGCAAACUGAGCAAGGCUAAAAGUGACGCUUAUUACAUGAUGCCAUGGUAACUCAAUCUUUAUUUGAGCUAAAUGAAUUCAUGAUACAUCCUUCACAGGGCAUAACUGAGACCUCGUUUUCACCAAAUUCAAUGUUAUUUUUGUUGGGUCCAGGUUUUUGGUCCCCACACCAUGAGUGGGCUGUUGUAUUCUGGUCCCCUCAUUGUGAUAAAGACAAACACAAACUCACACACACAAAACAAUAAUUUGAACAUCCUAAAAUCCUUUUUCUCCUUUUUCAGUAGAACUUAAGCACAGGUGAGGUAAGGCCUUUUAAACAUGCAGACAGAAUUGGGAAAACGAUAAGUUGCACAUAAAAUGGAUAUUGUGGGAUGUGAAGCAAAAACCUGCCUCAUUACGCGCUGACAUUUUGUACUGCAUCAUGUAUGACAGCAACCUGGCUGGAAGAGCCACAGGACUUCUUUCACGUCUUUAGUUUACCACUGAGAGUCAAAGAUAUCUUGGUACAGGUUGGUACAGCCCACAGCAGAAGAACAGACUCUUGUGUUGAUUUUAAGCAGACACUCAUGGCUCUGGAAAGUUCAGUGAGUCUUGGUAAAUUUUCUCCUCCCGCUCCUCCUCUUCUCUGCGAACUCACAUGCAGGAGCCCGAAUGUGCCAGUAGAGCUGUAAAUCAAUCAUCUCCUACAAAUGAGAUAACCAACCCAUCCACUGACCCAUGUCCCAUCUAAAAAAACAAAGCUAGAUUUUAUCAUUUGAAAUUUUACACCUAAACUUAAAAAACUCCAAGACAGCUGCAAACUUAAAGCUCCAGUAAGGAAUUUUAUUUUGUGUUGAUACAAAGCAGCACCCCUUCUCUCUUUGCAUGAUUUGAAAAGAUGAAAUUUAGCUUUUUGAACUUUCGCUUACACAUUAUCAAGUUUUGGAAAAAUUGCUUGCUACAACGGUUUUUAAAUUAACCAUUGACUUUUUUUACUGCCGUGUGUUGAAGUUGUCAGAACUUUCACAACAUGAGUGUGAAGUCAUUUGACAAAGACUGUAGGGCUAACUGAGGAUAAAUCAUAGGUGUUGAGAAAGAUGUUUUCUUAUGUCCUUUGUGAGCAGGGUCCCUUCUCAUGUCUGUAUCAGCCAUGACACAUCAGCAGUUUUUGUGAAAACUUCUGACUCAUCAUAAAAAAGAGAACUACAGUGAAGGAACCUUUUUAAUUUUUUGCUUUUCUCCAGCUUUGGCGGUCAAAAACGGUCUUAUCAAAUGUACCGCAUCAUAACUUCUGCUUUUGAGAGCCCCUUGAACACAACUCAGACCAUUUGAUAGCUUGAAAUAGAUAUACUGUAACUGCCGUACAGUUUAUGGGCAUUUCUAGCCAAAACUAGUGCAGCUGAAAACAAAUGUCCAGGAGAGGAAGUCGUAUUAAAAAUAUUGAUACAAGAAAAAAUAUUAAUUCCACAAUGUUUAAGUAUUUAUAACAUGUGUCAAUAAAAUAACUCUUAAAGGGACAUUCUGGCGUAAAAUUAAGUUAGGGUCAAACACACCAUGGACUCGCCCAGAGGUCUCCAUACAAACAAGCGGCUAUUGGAAGGGAGACGGUGAGUUGUGUUUAGUCUUUUUGCUAAAGAAUUCAGGCAAAGUUAAAAAGAUGUUUGUGGCUAGUGCUAUGGCUAGGACCCUAUAUGUACUGUUGAUGAAGUUAGGUGCUGUUCUGAGCAUUAUUUGUGGUUAUAGAGUGGCGUUCUGGUCGAGCGUGUGGCUCUCUGUAUUGCUAUCUGUGGUUCUUACUAAAGUUAAUAUAACUAAAGAAGCAAGCGGUCGGCAACAUUCAUCUCUCUAAGGGGUGUCUAACUCGGUGUUACAGUGUGUUUGACCCUAAAUUAAUGUUAUUUCAGAAUAUACCUUUUAAGUAGAAGGUGAAAUUUGAAUAGCUUGUAAACUCAUUUGUCUCUUUGUUUCAGAGUGAGCACCAAGAUUAUCAGUGCCUGUAUCCAAGGUGAGGAAAGGUAAAAGUUAUGAUAUAGAGAAAUUAUCCAUACUCAAAUCAAGAAAGUGACUCUUUCUCUGACCACUAUGACUAUAUUUUAUUUUCUUGACUUUAAAUAAAAGUCCCAACUCACACUGAGCAUCAUUUGAUAAAGAUAAAAUUGGAGAUGGUUUUGCAUGGUGACUGGAGGAAGGCAGUGGGGGAAAUGAAAGAGAACAGAGGAAGUGGCAAAUCUCUGAGUUGUUUUCUGAUACACGCAAUGACAUGACUGAUACUUUCCAUGUUUAACUGAAAGUCAAAGACUAACUAGUAGUACUGGUUGUUCUGUUAGAACUUUUUGUCCUUAGUCAUGUCAACAGAGUGAUUUCAGUCCCCCAGAGUGAGAAGUUCCAGCUUCGUGACUCCAUGAAAGUUUAUCUGCUCCACAUCUUCUGUCUUCUUGUUCAGCCACUAUCAGCUGUGACCUUUGACCUCCUAAUUGCUGGCCGAGCGUAGGUUCACAGUGACCUCAGUUUGACCGUCACUUCACUUAUAAAUGCGGUCAACUCUCGCAGGAGCACUUUAGGUUGAUUGGGCAGUAUGGUGGUAACCUCAACGGUGGGAUCAUUUCCAAAAGAGGAGACCCUUAAAGUAAACCUCAACUCGAAACAAAUUACAAAAUAAUAUUCUCUCCUCCCAGUGCUGGAGGGAGAACGAAGAGACUUAAAAGAGAAAUACCAUAAUAUAGAAGUCCCCAAAGACAUGCAAAAGAAAUAUAUGUGGUUAUCAGGUAGAAAGAAACACAAAGGUACCCAGUGCAGUUUACAGUCAUGGCAUUUUAGAGAUGUUUCAUCAUCAUACAACAGUUUCUCAUGCGUCUAUAAAAAAGAUUAUGUCAGGUGGUGGAAAAUUUUGAGGGGAUUUCCAGUAGUUUGAAACCUUUUUCCUGUUUUGCGUGUUUUUAGAUCUAAAUGACUAACAGAGAACUCUGGAAUAUCUCCGGUGGAUUACCUUAGCAGCAGCUGCUCAGCUGGCUGUAAUCUAUUUACUAAAGUAGUUUUUCAGUGCCAGUAAAAAGUAGAAUGUUAUUCCUCGGAUCCUUUCAAGAUAAAACUUACUAUCAAAAAGUUGGGUGCUUUGUCAAACCCUGAACAGCUGAUGUAGUGCUCUGUUCUACAUGACACCAGGCAGGUCCUAAGUUCGCCAUGUUUGCAGACUUAACGCAGAAAAGUAUAACUCUGGGUUUACCUUGAAUCUCAACACAGGUGAGGUUUGGCGACUUUACACUGAACACAGUAUUUGUUUGUUUUUACUGUUUAGUGAGAUCAGAGGUUUUACUUUGUCCACAGGAGGCGCCAAAAUCAACACAAACAGAGAAAUCCUCACAGGAGCUUUAAAUGAUCUAAUUAGUUGUGUCUUACUCAAUCACUGUUGUAGGUAUUAAAACAAACUGAUUUAAAAUAAACCUACAAACACAAAGAAAGACCUCAACACCGCUCUUUUUGUUUCUAAGGUCAGCAGAUGUGACGUAGGACAUAAUGGACGCCCAGGUCUUCUGAUAUCAAACAAUAAUGGGCUCAGAGUGGGAAAACACGACUCUGCUCCCCACCGGAUUUUUCCCUGAUGCUUAAAGACUUUGUGAACGUGUGGGAGGAUGGGAACAGUAGCUAGUCAGAUUCCAACGUAAUAACUGCAGGGUCAUUAACAGGAAAUACCAACAAACACACAGUGAGUGUGUUUGUGUGAGUUUGUGUGUAGUAUGGAGUUCCUGUCUGACAUUCACCCUAAAUAGUCUGUCCGCUCCAGAAGUGUCUUUCUGUCUCAGACUAUUUAUACCAGAAUGAUACUGGAUCUUGUACAUAUAUAGUGAUGGAUAUCAAAAUGAGAUGAAAAGGGCAGGGUGCUCUUUGGGUAUAUUGUUUUAUUUUUAUCAUUACAAGCACUUAUAAGUUAUGAGAAAAGCAAAACAGACUCCUAAAAAAGCCUUUUCUUUCUUUUCUCCAUGGCUCUCUGGUUUAUUUAUUCAUGGCUUAUUGAAAGUCUGGAAUGAAUCAGAGCAGUUUGAGUUCUUCAGUGACUCUUUCAGGACAAAUAUUCUUCCCUUAACGUCAGCUGAACAUCAUUAACAGCGGCUAUUCAUCACGUUAAACUACACAUAAAGUCAUUGUUUACCGAGUCUAGCAACACUGGAUUAAAACAUGUUGAAUCAUCUGAAGUAGUCCUUUGCGGGAGUUUAUUUGAGGUGAAUAUUUACACGGUUAUGUUGGAUGGAUUGGUCAACAAACAGCUACAUAAAAGAUGAACCGCUGUGAUGGCGUGCUGAUUCAGAGUGUUAUGAGCUCCAUCAGCAGACUGUAUAUCUUAACGCUUUUCUGUGAUCUGUGCUGACUACUAAGUGUGGAUGAUAAAAAAAGAAAGUACUGAGGAAAUACCCUGCAGUUGAAGCUACAUUUAAAAUUAUGUUAAUUAACAACACUAAAAUUAACUUUAAAUCUUCAGAGUGAAAAAAACUCAAUCCAGAUUUACAGUGUCCGUGAUAUUUUUCAGCAACAAGCUCCAAUAAUCAAGACUUCAAUAGAAUUACAGAAGAAAAAAGUACAAAAACAAUACACUGUAAAACCGCAUCGGUAAAAUGUUCUGGUAUACAACAUUACUUAUAGAACUGCACUAAGCUGGAUGGUUAUAUUUUCCCAAGAACACUUUGGAGAUCACUGCAAUAUGUUUACCCCGCUAAAUAGACAUACAAAAGGAGCUAAAUAAUGUUUUCCCAACUUGAAGAGCACUAAAGAGGGGGCUGCACCUUAUUUCUCCACUAGAAAGCCACUUUAAGUGUGAAUGAACACAUGAGAAUACUUCAUAAGAUUUCUCUGCAGAUUUGUUUUUUAAGCACCGGAGGUUGGUGCACUGUGUUUCCUCCAUUGUUUUUCUUUAGAUGAUGAAGGAUACGGCAUUGUGUUUUCUUCACUGGUUUCCUUUAGUGCACUGAAUCAUGUUCACAUAAAGAGGGUGCUGCAUAGGUUUUCUUUACACACUCAGACUGCAUUAUAUUUUCUUCGCCUGAGCAGCACACUUAAGUCCUGGGUACAUUUUUUUCCACUCAAAAAGGCCAUAUAUAGUACUAUGUAUCUCUCUGUUGAAUAUUUUCUCCAGUAAAUGCAUAACUUGUCUAAACAUAUUGGAGGUUACUGCACUCUGUUAUCUCCAAUAUUUUUUUCUGCACCCUUGAGGGUCCUACAUCAUGUUUUUGCCAACAGACAGAAAGACUCACACUUGAGGGUAAUACAUUGUUUUCCCCAUGGCAGCACACUAUAUGAAGCCACUGUACAGGAAUUUUCAUUCCAUUGGAGGGUUACCCAAGGAUUUUUUUAUGACCGAAAGGUUACUCUACAUUAGGGCUGGGCGUUAUGGUGAAAAGUUUAUCACAAUAUAUAAUUUUUCCAUAUCAGUCGAUAUCAGUAUAUAUCACAAUAUAAACAUUUAAAUUUAACAGUGCUUAUUGGUAGCAUGUCUUUUGCAUCACAGUAAGCUACUGCAUCUGUGAGGUCUUUGUGUCUCUUUGACGUUUUGUCAUGAGGCAUUGCGCUAGAGAAAGCAGACUAAAUGGACGCUGUUUUUGGUGUUAAAGUGCUAUGGUUUCAUGUAGCUGCAGCCUGCUGCUAUGCAGUUGUUUGCUACUUGGUUCUAAUUCAGUACAUGAUUGGUUCAGUGCAAAGCAGACCCGAAGAAACUCGCCUUUUCGUUGCCUAUUUGUAUAGACCAAAACAUGGCAGAAUGCCGACAAUCGAAAACAUACUGACCAUGUUUUAUUCUGAUAUUGAGGGAAAUAAAUUUUGAUAUAUUGUUAUCGUUUUAUCACACCAGCCCUACUCUACAUUAAAUCUACUUUAUCUUAAUGAUAUGGCAUUAACUGAGUUACCAUAUGGCACUGUUGCCCCUGUAGUGACCAGGGUCACUCUUACACCCUCAAGGUCAUCAUUGAAGGUACUGGUUGGCUAUAUUAUCAUGUUUUAUCCACCAUAAGAUCACCAGGGAAUGCCAAAUCGUGUUCUUCAUUAGUUUAUUUAAGAAGAAAAUUAUGUUUUUUAAAACUGUGUGUUUGUAUUUCAGCGUCCAGACACUUAAAUCAGAUUACAGUCCCGCCGACUCCAUUCACACUAUAGUGAUAACUGAGGAGGAAACGAAAUGUUAUGAAUAUAACUUCUGUUCCCUGAAGGAGAGGAACGAGGUACAACACAUAUAGUAUGGGAUAUCACGCCCCUGCGUGACCUGACUGAAGACACCUUUAUUCACGCCUUUAAGGCAGAUGAUCUGUGGUGACGUCUGGGAGGCUCCGCCUGCACAUAUAUACGUGUAACACCACAGUCAUCCUUCAGUUCGAUAGCCGCUCUUCACCGAGCUCUGCCGCGCAGCGGGGCAACCCAGUGUUGUACCUCGUUCCUCUCCUUCAGGGAACAGAAGUUAUAUUCAUAACAUUUCGUUCCCUUUCAGUCGAUUCACUCGGUACAACACAUAUAGUAUGGGACAUAUAUACACGCCCCGCAGAGCAGCCACCGAACCGAAGUCAAACCUCCAAAACUUUUAGUGCAUUGUAGACCCAGCAGAAAGGACAGCGUGAGCCACCGAAGGUGCUGUCACAUCCAAACGGUAAAACCGAACAAAAGUGUGCGGUGAUGACCAACUGGCUGCAGUGCAGAUAUCACUCACAGAAACCCCUUUAAACAAGGCCCAAGAGGCCGCCAUUCCCCUGGUUGAAUGUGCCCUCACACCUUGGGGCAACGGGAGACCCCUGCUGCCGUAUGCUAAGGAGAUAGCCUCCACAAUCCAGUGGGAAAGCCGCUGCUUAGACAGCGCCUUGCCCUUGGCUGGAUUAGCAAAACAGACAAACAACUGGUCACAUAAACGCACACUCUGAGUGCGGUCUAUGUAAGUGCGUAGUGCACGCACAGGGCACAAGGAAUGCAACCUCCUCUGCUCCUCAGAUGCAAAUGGAGGGGGGCAGAAGCUCAGCAGUUCAAAACUCAUAGAGCUAUAGGCUGUGGGGAUAAUCUUAGGUAAAUACGCCGCGUUUGGACGCAAUGUAGCCUUAGAUCCAUCUGGAGUGAACUGGGUACAAGAGGGAUGCACAGACAAAGCAUGAAGGUCGCCCACUCGCUUUGCAGACGUCAAAGCAAGUAGCAGUGCAGUCUUGUAUGAAAGAAAUUUCAUGUCUGCUGACUCAAUAGGCUCAAAUGGGGGUCCACCAAGAGCCUCAAGCACCAACCCUAAAUCCCAUGAGGGAACACUGGGUUUAAGAACAGGUCUUAGCCUGCGGACUCCCUUUAGGAAGCGCAUAGCAAGAGGGUGAGCGCCUGGCGUCACACCAUCAAAGCCAACAUGGCAUGCAGAUAUAGCCGCCAAAUAGACCUUAAUUGUUGAGAAAGAGAGACCCUUAUCCAGCAGGUCCUGAAGGAAUGUUAAAACAUCCACAAUAGAACUCUGAAAUGGGAGUACAUUUCGGUCCUGACACCACUGCUCAAACGCCCGCCAUUUAUAGGCAUAUAGGCCCCUAGUAGAUGAUGCCCUUGCACUCUGGAUUGUUGCCACCACAUUUGGGGGCAGACCCUGAGCCAUUAAGUUGGACCUUUCAACAGGUAAGCAUGUAGUUUCCACAGUUCUGGGCGCGGGUGAAUCACCUCUCCUCCCGCCUGGGAGAGGAGGUCCCUGCAAAAAGGGAGCUGCCAGGGCCUCGCUACCAGCAGACUGAUUAUCUCUGCGUACCACGACUUCGCCGGCCAGCGAGGAGCCACCAGGAUCAGGGAGAGCCCCUGCUGGCGCACCCUCUCCAGAAUGGGCAGAAUCAUUUCCACUGGGGGAAAAGCAUAUAGCAGCGUGUUGGGCCAUGGGUGAGCUAGCGCAUCCAUCCCCAGGGGAGCAUUGCAGUCUGUUAUGGAAAAGAACAGGGGGCAAUGAGUAUUUGCUCUGGAGGCAAAAAGAUCUACUUCUGCCUUGCCGAAGCGGUCCCAUAUCUGAGCCACCACUAGUGGGUGCAAUCUCCACUCUCUCACAAGAGGACCCCCCUGGAGAGAAGGUCUGGUCCAAGGUUUAAGUGACCCGGAAUAUGUGUGGCUCUGAGGGACAGAAAAUGAACACUGCACCAUAGCAACAGAUAGUGAGACAGUUUUAACAGGGGAAGAGAGCGUGUCCCUCCCUGCUUGUUUAUGUAAGAAACCACGGUUGUGUUGUCCGUCCUGAUCAGAACAUGAUGGCCUGUCAGAACGGGACGAAAGUGCUUCAGAGCUAAAAGGGUAGCUAGUAGCUCCAGGUAAUUGAUGUGGAGUUUGCAUUGUGCUGGCGUCCACACACCUCUCACUGCUGCGCCCUCGCACAGAGCCCCCCAACCCCUCAGGGAUGCGUCUGUGGACACCACCUUGCGAAAAGACACCCUCCCUAUCGGAGAUCCCUGUUGUAGAAAACCGGGUUCUCUCCACGGGAGAAGAGCCGACAUGCAAGACUGAGUUAUCGUCAGCCUCCUCUGGAGGUGACGCUGCGCGCACAGCCGGUGAGACUGAGUCCAGCGUUGAAACGCUCUCAUUUUUAACAGUCCGAGCGCCACUACAGCGAUCAUAGAUGCCAUCAUGCCUGUCAGCUGUAAAAUCGUCCGGAAACACAGUUUGCGUCCCAACUGAAAUUGUGCAAGGCAGCGGUGAAACGCAGCCACCCUGCGUUCUGACAGACGUGCUCGGCUUGAAACGGAGCAUAUUUCCAGCCCGAGAAAUAAUACCUGUUGACUCGGAGUCAGUGAACUUUUCUGUAAAUUUACUGAAAAGCCCAGUGUUUGGAUGUGCGAUAGGGUCAAUGACAGCUGAGCCGCUGCUCGCUCUCUGGAGCUCGCGAUUAGCACCCAAUCGUCCAGAUAGGCUAAGAUGCGAACACCUUUCUCCCGUAGCGGAGCUAAUGCCGCCUCGACACAUUUGGUGAAUGUUCGGGGGGCGAGUGAUAAGCCGAACGGCAGCACCAGGUAUUCGUAGGCUAUGCCCUCGAAUGCAAACCUUAGAAACUGCCUGUGGUCCGGAUGAAUUGCUACGUGAAAGUAAGCAUCUGUCAGAUCGAUAGUUGUAAACCAAUCUCCCGGUCUGAUCGCGCCCAGUAGCUGUCUGAGUGUUAGCAUCUUGAACCUGUAGGUUCGUAGGUAUUUGUUUAACACUCGCAAGUCUAGGAUAGGACGGAGCCCUCCUCCUUUUUCGGAACAACGAAAUAGCGGCUGUACCAACCUUUGUUCGUUUCCGAAGCGGGAACAACUCGUAUCGCUCUCUUGUUCAACAAGUUGUUUAUUUCUUCCCUCAGCACUGCUGCAGCUUCCUCUGCUACAACUGUGUGUAUUACAGAGUGAAAGCGAGGCGGCCGGACCCUGAACUGUAAGCGGUAGCCGAUGGCAACAGUUCUCUCUACCCACGGUGAGACUGCGCAUGCGCGCCACCGAGAGAGACGAACAGUCAGUCGACUGACCUCCAGUACUGUGGGGGAGGGGUUGUCGCCCCCUAGCGCGCCGGCUGGGAACGGCAACACUUUCUCGCCCAGACUUGAUUGAUUCAUGAUGUUUUGAGAACAAAACGAAACCUUUAUUUGAUUCAAAGAACGUACAUUUGUGACAUUCACACAGUGAACAACAGGCGCCAUUAUUGGGGCAUGUGUAUGUGAGGGGGGGUUGUGCUUGGGAGACUGUGUUAAGGGAGUGCAGCGCCUCUCGGGACCGGACCCCUGAACGAACUUUAAACGCGGCCUCUUUGGCGGCAGAAAAUGAAGGGCGGCAGUGUCUCCGUGCUGCUGGCCCUCUCGAGUCGAUCCCGAAGCUAGGGUGACUGCUGCUUCUUCUUCCUGGGCGCCGAGUCCCUCCGGAAGCUCGGUGGCGGACCCUUGUUCCAAGCCGAAGGGCGUGGGUUCUGACCGGGUACAUAUCGCUUCACCGGCUGGGGCCCCAAGCUGGCGGGCGCUGCAGUCCUCUUAGGGGGAGGCGCUGGUGCCGGUUUGUGCGGAUAACCCUGUUGUUUGGGCCUCGCAUCACGCCUGGGGAUGAUGCUUCUCAAAGCUUCGGUUUGUUUUUUCCUCAGCUCAAACUUAGCUUGAAUGUCGUCGAGGGACUGCCCAAACAAACCGCUGGCCGACACAGGCUCGUCCAGAUAAACCGCUCUGUCCCUCUCCGGAACGUCGGAGAGAGUCAGCCACAGGUGCCUCUGCGCCACCACCGUGGAAGCCAUGCCUCUACCGAGAGACAGCGCUGCACAGCGGGACACACGGAGGAUGUAAUCUGUGGCGACCCUAGCUUCAUUGAGGAGAGGAGUAAGCGGACUGUCAGGAGGCAUACGCGAGCCGAGUUCUGCCAGACACAUAGCUUGAUAUGUCUGAAGCAUAGUGACGGAGCUCAGUGCACGAGCCGUAUUUGCCUGUGUCCUGUAAAUUUUAUCCAGCUGUGACGCUGAAAAUCUACAGUGCUUGGAUGGGAGCGUGAUGGGGCCACCGACACCGUGAUUCUGGGCCGGGGCCAGAUAAGCUGCCAGGGACGCCUCCAUAGGCGGAGGGUUCACCAAUCCAGCUUUUUCAGCUCCAUUUAGAUCCAGAAACUGUCCACAACCGGGCACUGUGGCGCGGGUGGACAGCGGCUUGUUCCAUGUCGAGGUUAGUUCCGCGACAAAAUCCGGGAACAUGGGCAAACUGUUCUUAACAGUCGUCGGUUCGGGUGGGAGAAAAAACCCUGUGAACCGCGACGGUUUUUGAGCUGGAGGAGGAGAGGGCCAUUCUACCUCCAGUUUCUCAGCUGCACGGCGGUACAGUGAGAGGAAGGAUGUGUCGUCCAGAUCAACCGGCGCAGCAGCGGCGGCAUACUGACCCGAAGACAACGGCUCCAGCUCAUCUUCCGAAAAACCCUGCACGUCCAGGCCGAUGUCCAGCACGUCAUCGUCCUCCUGGUAACAAGCUAGCCCGGAUAGCGGCUGGCCAGCGCCCUCGGAGGGGCCCGGCUCAAACCCAGCUGACCCGUCAGCACACUCCACAUGGUCUGCCCAGCUUCCAACUGAGCCUUCGACCAGAAAGUCCUCACCACCGGACUCGGACGAAGCCGGGUCUCUGGACUCGGAGGGGGUCGUGCAGCGCAACAGCGGUUUUUCCAAGAAUUUUCUCCACAAACUUGACCCGCCUUCCCAGGGUUGAGCUCCGAAGCCGGUGACAGGACUCACACGACUCGGGCUCAGUCAACGCCCUCCUGGCGUGGACAAUCCCCAGGCAAUCGGGACAAGCCUCGUGAAGAUCCUUCUCGUGAAGGGAGAAGCCGCACCCCUGAGGACAGGGGCGAACAGAAGACUUCGCCUUCACCUUCAUGGGCUUAGAGCUCAUAACGAGACUCAAAAGCUGAACGAAAUUAGCGCUCCGCGGGUAGCCGUAGGCUAACACCAACAGGGGCAGUUGAGCUAAAGUCGAUCAAGCAGUAGCCAGAGACAAGACCAGGCUAAUUUAGCAGCAGCUAGUUAGCCCGACUCGGUGUAGGUGUUCUCAGCGAGGUGAAGAGCGUAAGAACUGAAGGAUGACUGUGGUGUUACACGUAUAUAUGUGCAGGCGGAGCCUCCCAGACGUCACCACAGAUCAUCUGCCUUAAAGGCGUGAAUAAAGGUGUCUUCAGUCAGGUCACGCAGGGGCGUGAUAUCCCAUACUAUAUGUGUUGUACCGAGUGAAUCGACUGAAAGGGAACACCCCAGCACACACACACACACACACACACACACACACACACACACACACGGAGACGCGUGCACACUCUCGCGCGUUCAGUUUAAGGCGGGGGUGGAGAGGAAACACCGUUACACACACGCGCGCACACACACACAAACACACGCGCGCGCACACACAUACACACGCGCUCACACAUGUAACGGGAGGGAGGGUCUCCGCGCGCUCUGCUCUCUUCAUUGACUUCAUCUCAAACUCAAAUGAACUUUAGUUUUGACUAAUUUCUUCUCUCGUUUUUUCUCACCUUCGGAGUCUGUUACCCACGGAAAACCAGAGCCUCGUGGGCUGCCUGGAGCAGACGGACAGCCCCGGCUCGAGACGCACGAGAGAGUGAGCAACAGGAGGUUCCACGAGCGACUUAGACAGGGAUUUAAGGCUGAUUUUGAAGUGGACCGCGACUCCUUUCUUUCCUCGUUCCUUUAGUCUACAUCUGUCUGAAAGUGACUGGACUCCAAACUAACCUUGGAUAUCUACCUUUGACCCGGGAUAUCUCUUUUUUUUUGACCCGGGAUAUCUGCUGUCUGGACGUUACAGUAAGUUAACACGAUUCUGUGAUAGAUGGACUGAGAAAGCUGCUGAUGGAUAAUGAAAAAAAUAGUCAUUAAAACACUUCUGGGCGUUUUGAAUGGAAUAUCUUUUAUUUUUCUGUCAAACUAGAAAAAAAAUAAUGUUAAAAAAAUUUCACGUUAUUUGUGUUUACACAGAACCCUUAAAUAGACUUAAAAUGUGAUGAUAGAAGGUCUUACUGUUGUCUUCAGGGCAAGAUUUCAUGCUGGGUUGAAAGCAUGACAGGAAAUGGUAUAUGAAAGAAUCACAGUCUGAAUUUACUCCACUUAAUAAUAGUUGGACAUUAUCAAUAAAAGAAAAAGCUGUUUUAAAGAGUGGAAGCGCUUUGAUUUGGGAUUGGAAGAGUGAAAAUAGAUAUAAGAAUUUUAUAUUUGAAACAGUAUAAACUAGUUAUCACUGAGCCAAGUGAAAGGUACAGUAGCCCAAAACUGGCAUACAUCUUAUUUGCUCAGUUGCCCUGGACAACUUCACUAAUGGCUGCACUUGUUAUCUUUACAUAUUUAUCUUGUUUUAAUGAGAUGACAAAGCUUGUUUUCUCAUGAUAACAGAUCUCUGUUAUCAUUAAAAAGCAAGCUUUGUUAUCUCGAGAUAAUGAGAUAAGUCACCACAUGGUAAUGGGGGAAAAAACAGCUCUGUUAAUAACAAGAUAAUGAGUUAAUUCAGUUGAAAUCUCAAGAAAACAAAGUUAACUUGUUCUUAUGGGAAAACAGGGUGAACAAAAAGUAUAUGGUUGUAUGUCUGCAUGGGAGUUUUGUAGCUUGGCCCAGCCCAGUUUGGAUAUCUUAUACAGAGACACUUACACAGGUUGAUAGGCUAUCUAAAUAAGAUAAGAUUCAGACAAGAUAAAGUGUUUAACAGUAUAACAUUUGAUUGGAGGGUGUAUAGAAGCCCAUUUUUGACAUGAGGAAUAUAUAAUCUAAAAUGUGUAUCUUUAGAUAUUCACCUGAAGCUAACAGCUAGUGAGAUGAGCAUAGCAUAGAAUAGAUAAGGGUAAAAAUGAUCUUUGCAUUUUGGAACCAAGGUACACCACACAGCAAACUUCAAAGCAAAUUGAUGCAGACGUGUUUGUUAGUAUUUUUAAAAACUGAAGUAAAAAGGAAACUUCAAGUGUUUGGUGCUCAAGAAUGAGUGCUGUGAGUUGCACUUUUAUGUUGUGAGGUACUUUUGCAAGGCUUGUGGAAGUAACUGAUAUACAAUCAUUUUGUUUUGUUAACUUAAAAUGAGCCUGUCAUAUCAAUAAAGGAGCAGGUCUCUAUCUGCAGAGGACACCAUCUUGUACUGCCAUGUUUCUAGAGUGGCAAAUAUAAGACAAAACAGUGAAAUACACUUUUCUUUGUCUGUAGUUGGUGGCCAAAAUGCAGGGUUGAAGUAUUUAGAGAGAGUUUUGAUAGAAAAAACUUGAUAAAUGGAGGAUCUUACUGUUUAUAUAUCACACGAGCUUCUUGCUCUGGAAGGCCACCAUCAUUUGCAGAACUUCACCAACAGUAGGGGUGAGCAAGGGAGCACUUCAAACUAGAAUCUGACCUCUGGAUGUGGCUAAAUUUUCCUAUUUUUUCACCCUUUAACAAGUGUUCAUAACUUGACAUUCAUGAAUUGCUCUUGCUGAUAUAACUCUGCUAACUGAAUCCCCCUGCCUCUAGUUUUCAUGCUCAGCCAAGUUAACCACCUGCUGGUCUAGACCACUGUGUGAAGAGAGAAUAAUCUGUAAAUAUUUAGGUUGGUUUAUCUUUGAAACGAUAAGAUUCCCUAAAUAAAGUUAUGUAAUCUUUGACAGAUGGAUUUGUAAAAAUGAACAUGUUUACCUCUGUGUUUCACAACAACCUGUUUCUCUUUUGCCUCAUACAUAGCCUGUCCCCCAAGAUGCGUCUGUCAACAGAUAGCAUCUGUGCCCCCUGCAGCCUGAUCCUGGUCCUGGUUCUGGUUUCUCCUGUGGUGGGAUACAAUCUGGAUAAAGAACACAGUCUGGAGUUCAAUGGUCCCUCUUCCUCUAUGUUUGGAUACUCUGUACUAUUGCAUCGCCACGGAGCUCACAAAUGGUCUGCACUUUAUAUUUAUACUGUUUAUCUAAUAUUGAUUAUUUAUCCUCUAUUUGUAUUUUCUGUAUGCUAUUGUCUUUUUACUAAGGCUGCAUUGGUUCAUGGCAAUUACAGUCUUUAUUUAGGUCUUUAUUAUAGAAGUCAUGUGUCUGAUAUAAAACCAUGUUAAACUCUGGAGGACACAAUGAUUAAAGUAAUCCUGAAACAAACUACAUUUUUAGCAUUAGACUGUCUUUGAUGGUAAAACUAGACAUCCACUGCUACAGUUGGGAUAGAUAGAUAGGUAGAUAGAUAGAUAGAUAGAUAGAUAGAUAGAUAGAUAGAUAGAUAGAUAGAUAGAUAGAUAGAUAGAUAGAUAGAUAGAUAGAUAGAUAGAUAGAUAGAUAGAUAGAUUCUGUUUGAGACAUCUUUUAAAUACUGACAAGGAUGUACAUAAUUUAUAUUCUUCAUCUAGUCCAUUCCAUAACUUGACACCAAUAAUAGAAACACAUCUGGAUUUAACAUUUGUUCUUACCUUACUAUAUUCAAAAUGAUCCAAACCUCUUAAAUUAUAAUUACUAACUCUUAGUUUUAAGAAGUUUUUAAGAAGCUGUAGUUAAUAUUGCUGCAGUGUGUGUGUGUGUGUGUGUGUGUGUGUAUGUGUGUGUGUGUGAAUGCUAAUGAGCCAGUCUUGUCAAUGAUAAGAGGCUCUUUGAUGCUUCACACACAGAUGCCAUUCAGACACUGCACAGACACAAAGACAGAUCCUGUCUGAAUGUCUCUCUCUCUAUCUCUCUCUAUCUCACUGUCUGUCUCUCUCUCUCUCUCUCUCUCUCUCUCUCUCAGGUUGGUUGUUGGAGCCCCAGAGGCAAACUCAUCCACCAGACCAUCAGUCCGAUCUCCGGGAGCUCUUUACCGCUGUGACAUCACUGGAGAGCAACGCCACUGUCAUCACAUGCAUGCUGGUGUGUUCCUGUCUGUUUUUUUUUUACUCUGUUCUUCCUCCAGCAUGUUCAACAUUAGCAGCGGAUAAAGUAUGCAACCUAAGCAAUCAUGCAAGGCAAAGCAAAAGUGGUCAACUCUCCUAAUAGUUACUGAGAACAUCCCAAAGGUUAUGUUACAUACAUUAAGGUUUACAGACACACACACACACAUACAGGGUUAGCUUUGAGUCUGUCGGAGGUUUGAUUUCCCAAAGCUGAAGGGAAAAGGAGGGCUUUGUGCAUCAAAACGACUUGCGCAGCUGCACUCUCCGUUGAAAGCUUUCACAGAUGGUGUGAAAGUCCAUUUAAGCUUUACAAAGUAACAUGACAGUAACAUGUCUUGUUCAGAACUCAGCAUCCUUCAUUUCUACUGGAUUGCUGCUGCAGAACCUCUUAAAAAACUAUAAAUACUAACCUCUGUCCCAGUACAGGGCAUCAUCAUCUGGAAAUAAGUUGGAAUAGCUCAUCAAAUAUGCAGGAAAGAUCUUGUAAUUGCAAAUCUGAUCCAUGCUUCUGAAUAGAUGAGUGGAUCUAUUACUCAGGCUAGAUAAACAGAUGAGAAAUCGUCUGUUCACCAUGUUAGCAUCAUCAGAUAUGUUUUUUUUUAAAAGUGGUGAAUAAUCUGUGAGAGCUCUGAAACCUUUGUGAACUGUUGGAUUAAGUUGUGUGUUUGUUUGUAGAUGUACAUGACUGUGGGAAGACGUGUGAAGCAGAGAAUGAUCAUCAGUGGCUGGGAGUCAGUCUUUCCAGACAACCUGGAGACAACGGGGGACUCAUCCUGGUAACACACACUCUUUUUUUCUUUCCCCAUCACACAUACAUACAUUCACGUGCUCUGAAAUAAAACACAACACUUUAGAGUGCCAGAUCUCAUGUUGUUUCUUCCAAUGAUGAUAAAUUAUAGUGAGGAAACUAAAAAGUGUUAUCUAUCUUAGCUUUACCUGAUUAGUAACACAUUAAAAGUGACAUUAAAGACACAGUGAAUUAAAGGUUGUCAAGGAAACACUUGAAGUUGAGAAAAAAAACUGUAGAAACGUCCAUAUACAAAGUCCCUCUCACAGUUUUCACAGGUCACGGGAACUACAACACACUGCCACUAACUUGUGAUUGUGUUAUUGUCAGUAAUAAGCCUGUGUCACAUGUUGUUUUCUGUCGCUCUCUGUGUUUGUGUGUUCAGGCUUGUGCUCACCGCUGGAAGAACGUUUUCUACACAAGGAAAGACAGUCAGAGUAACAAGCUGCCUAAUGGUGUCUGUUAUCGCUAUGGCAAUGACCUGAAACAUGCCCAGCCCAUGAUCCCCUGCUACAGAGGUACACAAACUUUAUAAGAUUACAGGUUCAGUUUUUUGUUGGGGUUUUAAAAAUCAUAUUUGUUUGUUAACUUUUGUUUUCUUUGUAUUUACUUUGACUCUGAAGUUUUUAGAUAUAAAUACAGUUUCUCCAAACCUUUGUUACAAAAAUAAAAACCCUCUCUAUUUUAAUUUAGCCACUUCUGUCUUUAGACUUGUCAAAGAGGCCUCACUUCAGGGGCCUGUGUGUGAAAGCUGCAGCUGUUUGGCUCUUAUCUCCUUAUUUAUUUGUUCGCCUUCACCCCUCAACAUGUAUAUUUGUUUCUGUCUGUGUUAUUCAGACCACCAGAGGAAGUUUGGUGAAAAUUACGGGUCAUGUCAAGCCGGCAUUUCCAACUUCCAGACAGAGGUCAGUAACACACAACAUCUCGACUCCUUCAAAUUCUUUUCAGUCUUGACUCUUUUUUUUUUACAAAUGGACUGAAUGUUAUCCAUCACCGGUGUCUUAUAUAGCCAUGGAACUACAAAAUCUCAAACACGUGCAAGCCAUCUGCUGUUUUCUGGCGUUCCUCUUUAUUCUGUUGUGAUACAGAAAAUUCCCUUCCCCUUUCUCAAGAGGAAAACAGAGUUACAGUCAGUUUCCUGUGCCAAAUGAUAAAACUAACCAAAAAAAUCAUACUUGAGUGAUGUUUUUUUAUUGAGAGACAUUCUGUGAAAAGAUUAGGGUAUCAAAAUCACGAACACACAUUUAGGUUACACCGUUUGAUGAUUCCAUUUCAGGACUUAGACUCUGUUUGUCUUCUGUUUUAGUUGUGAUGUUUUAGCCUUGUUCUGUAAAGUACUUAGGCUGCAUGAUUGUAUCAAGGAUACUUAACAAGUUGACAAGUCUCUCUUUUUUUUCCAGAAUCUGGUCAUCAUGGGAGCACCAGGGACGUCCUUCUGGAAAGGUUCAGUUCUGGUUUUUAACACAUCCAGUGGAGGCAUGUCAGUGUACCUCGAUGAGCGUGGAGCUGUUACCUAUGGAAGCUACCUUGGUAAAUGAUACACCUGCACUUCCAGCAUUAAUGUGUCGUAAUGCUAAAUUACUAGAGUGAACAGGAAACACUUACUCCUGAAGGUCUUAAUGAAGGUCUCUUAUUGGCAAACCUUUAAUGGUUAAGAUCUAAACCCUACCAUUGAAAACCACCAACAACCUCAAGUGUGAAAACUAGUGUCAUAAAUGUUGACGAAAAAUAAAAUUUGGGAGGUUUUGCAGAUAAUGAUAAUUCACAAUAUUUUGCAUCCGUCAAAUAUGGUGUUUAAAUGAAGUCUUUUGAAGGUCUUACAUCGUUCUCCUGAAUCUUUUCAUAGUCUUUCUGCUCUGUGCAGGGGUGUAGUUGCAGAUGUUAAAGCAAACUAGUUGUCGAGUUGUAUUUAACAGUAACCACUUAAGUUUGUAGAUCACCAUCCAUCUUUUUAGAGCCAUACCAACUUCAUGAAAGUCAGGAUUAGUACUUAUAUCUAAGGAUAUUAUUCCAGUGGCUGGUGGUGUUUGUGUUUUGUCUCCUUGCAUUGUUUGCUCACUCACUCUAAACUUCAACCAUUCAGGCAGCUACGCUGAUUCAGCCUCUGUUGAUGUGUGAACACUAUAUGCGAUCUAUAUGUUGAUCAAUACGCUUGAUUAUUGUGGAUGUGUCUGGACUCUUAAGGCAUAUUUUGAUUAGCUUUCAAAAAAUCAGAGUGACAAACCCGAUAUUGUUGUUUACAGUAAGAAUAGAGUCCUAGAUGAUGUACUGUAUUGCAGACCCCAUGUGGGAAUGUGAAAGCAGAAGUACAAACAGAGCUCGCCUUCUUGAGGGUAGCCUCAAAAACCAAGGAAACCCAGUUAGAGUCAAAACCAAAACGAUAAUUUUCAGUAGUGUUAACAUUUUAACGGCCUCAUGCAACAGACAGUUUUGGUCUGAAUAGCUUGUAGCAGUGGUGAAGGGAAUGGCUUGUUACAACUUAUCUGUCUUGGACUUAGAGUUAUGCAUAUUUAGGCAGUAUGAGGAGCAGAGCUUUGCUGACUGUUUGUCAGGAGGUAAGGCUACGCUCCUCUUCACCCCUUUGGAAAAAUUAACACAUAAAGUCCUUUAUCCAACUUAAGCUGCUACAAUGACUGCUACUGUACUAAAGAAACCAUAUUAAACCAAUAUGUAGGGCUUAAAAGCUUUAAUUUCAACAGAUUCUACUUAAAACACAAACACUAUCUAUGUACACUGAACACUUUUUGACUGGUAAAACAUUCAACAGCAGUACACUUUUCUCACUGGAAAUACUUAAACAAUUGACAAAAAAGCAAAUUGACAUCCAGUGUCAUUCCAGGAAAACUCCAUUUGGAUGUUUAUUUUUUCUGUUAAGUAGUUUUAGUUCAACACAGACAUUUAUUUAACAUUUAUUGUCUGCUGUGAAUAUUAACUUGACUUGCAAAUUUGUUUUUUUUGGCUGUCGAUAAGUCAGCAAACCCUGACACCCGACCACACAGGAUGCUAUUUUGCAUGUUUCGUGGGAUGUGAUAAACGUGUAUUUUUUCUUAAUGGCACGUGAAAGUACAUUGGUUGUGUAUUUGGCUCUGAGACACGCAAAGACAGCCCAAGGGUCACAGCAGCACCGGGAGUGAAAUGCUUCUUGUGAACUGACAGCUGUGUGAAACCAAGCUUCAUGUGAGAGUUUUUACACACUCCGUAAUCACACAAAAUAUUUCAAAGAAGUUACAUUUUAGGAGAAUUGGUAUAGCUUGUUGCAAAGUUAGGUAUUUAGCUGGAACCUUUUCGUUCACAACUUUGUCAAUUUAUACUGUUGUGCUCAACAGACACUGAAUAUCUUUUAUUUCUAGCUUUUACUUCACAAGACCCAGGAUAAUUGUUUUAGCAAAACAAUUUAAUUCAAAACUUGAAUAAAUGUCCUGGGCUGAAUUUUUCUGUUUCAAUAAUAGAUUUAAAAUCAUAUUUUUGUUGUUUAAGCUUUUAAUUUUAAUCAUGCCAGUUGUAAGGCAUUUCUGCAAUCUCUUUUUUAUACAAAUCACAGUACACAUGACUCUGUUUGUGGCCAAAACUUUAACAAAUAUCUAGAAUUCAUGUCCUCUGCUAUGAACAUGCACUACAGGAGCGGUUAUGAACCAAGCAGCAGAACUACACAGAACAGCAGCUGCAUGCUGAAGCUCAUUGUGUUAAUUCUGAGAAGUUUCUUGAAAGCGUGUAAACAUGAAAGCACUGAGUGUUCUGACUUGCAGUGACAUUAAACCUCUUAGCAACGUUACCUUACAUAAAAAAAAACAGGAAGUUGGGCCAAAAGGUUUGAUGUACUCUAGAUGAAGGUGCUUCUUUUGCUGUAACUUGGUGUGAAGAGUUUUUCCCAUAGCAUCUGAAAAAAAGCGCACAGAGACUGAAAAGUGGCGAUAACACCGACACACAGCUCUAGCGGUUGACGAUUGGCUCGAUCCACAAACUCUUGAUUUUUUUUUGUCAGUUCUGACGUAAGUGAUAACUUUGAGGGUGUGUGGUCUCCGCUGACAGCAGCAGCUUUAUGUGUACCUGAUUGCAUGCUUUGCAUUGCAUACAUGUGUUUAUCUCAGAUAAAGGGAAGUACGGCAUCAUGUUUGAGGUUUGGUUUGAACACAUAGAUACACAACAACGAACAUUCUCAUUCGCCACAACCACUACAUGUCAAACCUUAAUCUCAACCAAAAACCAAGUCCAAUGCCUUCAUGGUUAGCUUCUUAAGUUAAGUCAGAUGUUUAGACUUUCCUUUCAAAUCUUAUUUGACAUUUUCUGUUUGCUGUGUUUGAUCAUUUCUACUUGUUAAACUAGAUUUAGAUGAAAGAAGAUAAAAACGUUGGUUAAAAAAAAAGGAUUUAUCUUUAACUUUUACGUCUGCUCUCACAGAUAAAAACAGUUCUAAGAAAUAUUACUGGAUUAAAGUGAUUCUGCUCACUUGAGAAUAAAAACCUUGAUAUUUAAUAUCCUGUUGUUGUUAUUAAUGAGACAAAAGCAGAGCAACCAGAGGUACGCAAACGGACCAUCAGAAACCUUUACAAAGUGGUGCUUUUUGGGUUUUAGACCAAUGUUAAAGAAGUGACACAUGCAUGUCACGCCAGUCUUUUAAAACAUGAUACCUUUCUCAUUUUUGUUCUGUAGAUGAAUAGUUUGCACAAUUUCAAAAUGAAAGAAACAGCGUUUGCAAUCUUAUUGCUAAAAGGAGCAACAUGAGUUUUAUCAACCACUUUUUGUUUCAUUGUUAGAUCGUUUCAUUGGUUUCAGUUUUUUUCCAUUAAGUACACUAAACCUAAAAGUAGUUUACAAGGAGAAGUGUGUGGUUUCAAUUCUGUAUGCCGCUUUUAUGAAGCAAUGAGUGCUUUGUUAUUUCAUGACGCAGCUUUCAUAGAACGAUGUGCCUGCUGGUGAUAUUCACCCAGUGAAGUGAAAAAAACUCAAGCAGCUUAUUGACUUGACUAGGGUGGGAUGUUUUUAAUGUUGUCUUUAUUUGGUAGGUUACAUACUUUCAGUUGCCAAUAUUUUUAACCACAAUUCUCACACUGAUGUUUCUGUUUGAUGACACUUGUCUGGUGUGUGUCAAGAGAUUCAACUGCUUUUCUUUCUGUGUUGCAGUAAUCAGCAUUAUCAGUGUACAUGUUUGGUUUGUUUAUCAUGUAAAAGAUUCUGGUGUCAGGACAAGUGGUAAUUCUGCAUUACACAAACCUCCUCGUCAUGUGAACCACACACUUUAGGAACUACUGGCUAAGAAGUCGGUGGGUGUAAAACAGAACAUGUGGUUAAACAGGGUGACUUUUCACUAUUUCUUUCAAGCACAUUUCCUCAUUUCAACACAAGCGGGGUCUAAGCGCCCACGUGAGUGAUUCUUGACAAACUUGUGCAGCUGUUGAACAGAGCUGGGUGAACGGUUGUUAGAGCAAACCCUUAAGAUGAAAAUAAAAACUUAGAAAAGGAAGAAAAACAAAAUGUCCCUAAACGAGACCCUGAUGAUGUUCUAAAUGUUUAAAGGAAGCACAAUAGUUUUAUGUAGGUCUGGUUUCCUCAGGAGACAAAUGUUUACCCUGAAGGCUGGUUGUCCACUGUUGUUGACAUUGUGCUAACAUUUAAAAAUGUGAGUAAAAGACCUGUGAUUAAAAAUCUACUUCAGUGUUAUUAUAGGUCAUACUUUCAAAGUAAAAGUGUAGUGUCGCUUCAAAAUGCUCCAUUAAGAGUGUUUCUUAAAUUGUUUUCAUUCUUUGGCCUUCACUAAUUUUUAACAGAGACAUCUGAGGAAACGUUGAAAUGUUAACAACUUUCAGGAAAUUCAAGCAAAAGACCCUUUCUAAACAGUUUAAGAUAAACUGCGUCAUUCAUUGACAAAGUGCCACUCUACAUGUUUAACUCUACGAUAUUAAAUCUUAGUCUUAAUCCAAUCAUUGUCCCAUAAUUCUGAUAUGAUAAAUCGAUGUAUUCUUGAAAAACACUUGACUACAGCAACAUUUCUUCAAUAUGACUUUAUUUAAGAUUUGGAUAAUUUGUUCACUGGUUAAUUUUCUGAUCAUGUGUCCUGUUCAGGUUACUCUGUCGGAGCUGGUAACUUCCUUAGUCCUGGUUCUUUGGAGGUGGUUGGUGGAGCUCCACAAUACAACCAAAAGGGCAAAGUAGGUCUCCCCAGCACUUUAUACCUGUCUAUCUGUGUCUGUCUAUUUAUUUUUUCCUUUACAUAAAUUCUAAAAGUUGUUGGUGUCUUUGUGUUGUGCAGGUCUUCAUCUUCACAAUCGUUGGAAACAUGCUGCAGGUCGUCUCUGACUUGUCUGGAAAAGAGGUAGGGGGUCAUUUUACAACCGCGUCCUCCAUUCAACACAACGCAAUGCUUGAUACGUGACAUUGAGGUAAUUGUUUGUGUUUUUGUGUAGCUGGGAUCUUACUUCGGAUCCAGUUUGUGUGCUGUGGACCUGAACGCUGAUGGUUUGUCUGAUCUGUUGGUUGGCGCUCCAAUGGCCACAGGUGUCACCAGGGAGGAGGGGAGAGUCCAUGUGUACAUCAACCGGGGGCAGGUGAGAAACACUAAAAACACAAAAAGACACAAAAUUAUGACACAAAACAAAAUCUGUGGAGCCAAUAGGAUAGACAGAGAAAUCAGGUUUGUGUGUCUCUUUUCAAAUCUUCAAAUGCUACUACUCUACUGUAUUACACAGCCAUGUAUGCUGUUUCUGCAGAUGAAAAAUUUCUCUGUAUUACUCAUGUAAGCAUCUAAAAUGUCCGUAUCUGUUUUCUCAUUCACUCACUCUGGCUCAGGCAAAUCUGGUGGAGGCGGAGUUUCAGCUGACUGGCAGAGACGCCUACGCAGCCCGAUUUGGAGAGACCAUCGCUAACCUGGGAGACCUGGACGAUGACGGUUACCCUGGUAAUGACCUCGUCUUGCUACCCUGAGCAAAUACUGUACCUACUGUAGUGCUGUUACUAUCAGUCCUGCUCUGCAAAGACUGUAUUUUCUACAAUUUCUGAAUUAUAAAGCCUGAAAUUUGCUGAAAACCAUGAGGUGCUCAAAGCUAAAUUGUGGAAAAAAUUGUAGAAGAUAUAAAGGAAGUGAAUAUAACAUUAACAGUUGAAAAGAUAAUGAACAUUUUAAAGCAAAAAUGAGGUCUGUAGGUGAAAGUAUGCUGAAGUUAUAAGGCUUAGAAGGUGGAAGAGUAAAAGGAAGAAUUGGAAGAUUUCCCCAUUGAUUUCAAUGUUAAAAAUUUUGGCACAAAAAGUUAAAAAUAACAAAAAGCACAAAAGGUAGAAAGGUAAAAAAUACAACUUCCAUUCGUUAUGUUAUUGUAAACAAACAUGGACUUCUUCUACUGUGAAUUCUAGUGAUACUGCUUUAAACACUACUGCUGCUAGUGUCCUUGAACAUUUUCAAUAACUAAAUCAUGAAGCCCAAAGUACUGCUACACUGUUUUUUUUUUACUUUUUACAAGUCUAUUUAAAAUGCUGCUGCUGCUGAAAUUACUUUUCAUUCUAAAAGUACUAAUCAAACUACCUCUCCUUCCAAUAAUUUUAAAACUACUGUCAAAAUUAAUACUAUUUUACUUGACUUACCUAUUACUGAAAAAGUUUUUUAUCAUUACAAAAAAAAUGCUACAGCAAAAUUCAUUUGCCUUUGUUGCUUAAAAUGCAGCUGAGACCAUCAAUGUCCUCCUCCCAUAGUGUGAAUAACUACACCCUCCUCUGCCACUUUACACUUCGACUUGCACUACUUCAGUAGCAGAGGCGGUGGUCCUCUCUAAAGUUUCAUGUCGGGAUCAGCUGGGAUUAAUUUUCUUGCUCGAGGGCUCUCCAACAGCAGUAAUUAAGCACAUUAUGAUCCAGUGACUCACAAAAUAGUUAAGAUACUACAACAAUACUGCAUUUACUGCAAUUACUGCUACGGCGCUAAACGGUCAAAAACACACGUUUGUGUAUUUGAGAUAUUUUCUCAUCCUGGGGUCUCAUCCCACCCACCAACAGCAGUAACUGCCACUUCCUGAUAACGCAAGACACACACAAACUGACUUUAACACAUUGCUUUUAAACACACAUGCAGACCCCGCACCAUCUGUGUGUGUGUGAAGGGGAAGUGUGUCAUUAAGUUCAUUAAAACUGUAAUGACAAACUGUUGCUGCUCUGCAUCUGAACCUGCCUUCUAAUCUGCCACAGCAGUAUAAAUGGGUGUGUGUGUGUGUGUGUGUGUGUGUGUGUGUGUGUGUGUGUGUGUGUGUGUGUGGGAGUGUGUGUGUGUGUGUGGGAGUCGCUCGCUCUUUGAAAAAAACAAAAAAAACGGUUUGACUUGGCGACCCUCACAUCUUCAAAGGACUCAGGUUAAAUAUUAAAGGACCAUGCUGUAGUUUUCUCAUGUUUAUGUGCUAAUCCCAAAUUCUUUCAUCCUGUUGAACUUUUAGAAAAGUUAAGGUCAGGUGUCAGUGUCUCCCUCUGUUAAUGCUCACUCUGAAAUUUUGACCUGACCCUCAGAGGUUAAAAAAUACAAUCAAUAUUAAAGUCUUUAGAAGUUUUAUAUACAAUAUGUGACCCAAAUUAAGAUGCUUGCUGGUUAAUCUACGGAGGCAGUAAGAGUUCUCACAAAUACUUCAAUAUAAACUCUUCUUUAUGUUUGUGUUGAUGUACUUGUGUACCAGUCUUAAAAGGGACUUGGGUGUUGUUACCGAUGGGGGACUAGCUGACUAACAGGACUAUUAAGGAUCCACUUCUUUCUAUGGCUUUAAAUCAUCCUAAAAUCAUGUGAAGACCAGUCUGGUUAUAUUUCUUUUGAAAAUUAUUUUACAAUGUGUGUUUGUUUGUGUGUUUGUGUAGAUGUGGCAGUUGGUGCCCCACAGGAAGACGAACUAAAGGGAGCUGUGUACAUCUACAAUGGUAGAAAGGACGGUAUUUCACCAUCGCCCUCACAGGUACAAAUAAACCAAAUUCAAAGACUUUUUUUUUUUUUUUUUUUUUUGCUGCGAAUUUUGUUUCCCAAAAGCAUCAGUGCAAAAACAAAACAUAACUAGACAACAUACUCCUUUAAAAAAUAAACCUUUCUAAUGCCACCAAUAAGAAGAGGUUGGUUCAUGAAUAAGGACAGUCGGUCAUUCGUCAAGCACCUGGACUAGCUCAGGUGAGACCGAUAGAGGUGGACACAAAGCUUGAUAUGUCACAUUUGAUAUGACCACAAGACCCUUUUAAAAAUGUUAAAACAUAUUUCUUCACAAAUGAUUUACAUUAUGUUGGUGUAUAAAACUUGUACAUCUCUCUGUUUACAAUCAUUGACAUCAUAUCAGUGUCAGAAAGGAGCCAACUGUACGACAACUCUAAAAGGUUUAGGGAACAACAUUUAAGUUCAUAAAGCAAGGAUAUGAAAUGUAUUCAGCAAAAUUUUAGUUUUACAUUUCUUUAAAUUAACAUUCACACAGUGGUCUAAUGUUCUGAUGAAAAAGAAAUAGGCUAUCUAAGGCUACAGUAAUACAGGCUGCUGAAGAGUCGCCUCUUUAUGAUAUGAGAGCAAACGUUGUGGAAAGCUGAUGCCUCCAGAUAUACACAUGUCCUCCUAAUCUGACAUAAUGUAUUUGUUUUCAGAGAAUUACUGGGUCCACCCUGGGCCGUGACCUGAGGAUGUUUGGUCAGUCACUCAGCUCUGGCAUUGACAUCGAUGAUAACGGAUACCAGGGUAUACUAACAGCUCACAAGAACACUUUUAUCAUUACCACAAUGUAAAUAUCUGUGAAGCUGGAUUUAAACUAGGGGUCAACUCUCUGUGUCUCUGUAGAUGUGGCCAUCGGUGCCUUCCUCUCAGACUCAGCUGUCGUUCUCAGGUAAAUUCCUAACAGGACUUGGUUCUUACUCCUUUUGGUGUGUAAAGAAAAUUAAAGACUCGGUCAAACAACACUUCUUUUAAUUGGAUGUACAAAAGUUGGCAUAAAUAUAAAAGUCAUCCUUUUAAAACUGUGAUCAUGUCAUUGUAAAUACAUUAUAUCCUGCUCAGCAUGAUUUCUUUUAAUGUAUUCUUGGUGCUUUAGGACCCGCCCAGUGAUUCAGGUGAAAGCGUCCCUUGUUCUGCCAGAGCAGAUUGACCAGCGGGUGGCGCUGUGCCAAGAACACAGGACUCCCACUGUCUGCCUCAAUGUUACCAUCUGCUUCAGUGUCAAGUCGAGACACUACAGAGGAGCGAUAGGUACAGUUAACUGAACCGUUACGUAUGAGCAGUAAAAUUGGCUUUCUCAUUUUACCCAACUGCAAAUUUUCUGGAUAACAUCGUCACUGAAAGACUUCUAUGCAGCGGAUAUGCUAGUAAUGAACCAGAUUUGUGUAAUCUAUAAUCUGUAAACCCAUAAAUUGUUUGGCUAAGAUAGACAGGCAGUGAUUACUGAAGUAUGAUCGGUCCAUUACUGUUUGCUAAACAAACAGUCAAACUGUUCAGAGAAUAUGAACUUACUGUCAUCAAAGAUUUUUCUUUGUCACUUUUCUUUCCAGAUCUUCAGUAUAACUUGACCUCUGACCUCCUCCACAAACCAUCCUUCCCUCAUCGAUUUUAUUUCCACGGCAACGGGUCAUCCAACAGCACAAGGGGGCGUGUGAGAGCACGACAAGGCCAAGUCACAUGUGCAACCCAUGUGGCUUACCAAAGGGUAACAUACUAACAUAAGCAAAAAACAUAAAGUGACUAACUUAGAUAUUGAUUGAAUAAUAUUAUGUGAACAGCAGACUGGACUGGAUGUAGUUUUGCUUACAGUCUUCCUCUCUUGUUCCUGUUUUUCUCAUCCCACAGAAAGACGUGAGGGAUAUUUUCACUCCCGUCCAGUUUAAGGUUUCUUACAGUCACAGAGAAGCAAGCUCCCACAGAUCCUCCUCAAGAACCUUCCCUCCUCUGAAACCCAUUCUGCAGCAGAGUGCAGGACACAAGAACACGAUCACCAACCAGGUACCAACCACUGCAAACAUCAGUUAUCGUCAAAAGCUAAUUAACAGACCAUAACCCCCAUACAGGAUACAGGGAGACUGUAUGAAAAUCAGUGGUUGGAAGUUGAACGUGAUCUCUUUUUUUAGCUGGGCCAACAACUUUUAAGGCAAAAUUAUGAACGCACGUCAUAGUAAAGAUUUAUCAUAAAAAAGGUGAUUUCCCAACAACAAAAUAGUGGCUAAUGAAAAUUCUAAUUGGCAAGUAUUUUUGGAAAACCACAUAGCCACAGUGGCUGGUGAGCAAAAUAGCUGUCGAGCCCUGGCUACUACUAACAUGCUAUGACUGGUUUAGCUCAAACUAUAGAUCAGGCCUGGUUUAUGCCAACAAAGAACAACCUAUCAAGCUAAAUCUUGAGACUAUCAUUUUGCCCGGUCCAAGACAUCGUGUCUCAGUUUAAUCAUAAUUUUCAACUGUACGGCUACAUCAACAAACAGUUUCUUAAAUCCUGUCAUCUAUCUUUAGUUCAGAUCAGCACGACUCACAUUGAGGGAAAAAAACCUGAAACUUUUAAACACAUUAAAUUACUGACACUGUUCUGACUCUUCUUUGGGAGUUACUGUGAUUUAAUUCUGGCCCACAGUUAGCCUUUAAUUUGACUUUGAAUUAUGUUUUUGUACUUCAUAGACAGCUUUGUUCCAGCCUUCACCAAAGCAAAAAGUGAUAUUUUAAAUAACAAUAACAAAUUAAAUUUAAAAGACCCUCCAACUUUCCUUUGACAGGCUGUCGUGUUUUACAGAAAAUGAAAUAACCGCUUUGGUGUCAGAUUCACCACACACACUGCUGGUGACUUCCUGCUAAUCCAGAUGUGUUUACAGCUGGAACAUAUCAUCUGCAACACGCUAACCAACAUCAGUCAGCUCAUCCUGCGCUCGCACAAUGUCCCACUGACUCAUAAAUACAAUACACGAAGAGUUAACAUGUAGGAAUUUACAGCUGGAGUUAUUCACCCCGACAUGAUUCACAAUCCCUGGGAGUAAGGUCAGAGGUCAGGGGGAUUCGUCUGGAAACUCCUCUGUGUUGAAAAUUAUGACUAAUCAGUUUGUUCUUUUUAUUAUUGACAUCAUCAGUGAUCUUUGACUUUCUCUCUUUCUCCUUCAGACGUGGUUUUCCCGUUCCUGUUCUCAAGUGAACUGUUCGACCAACAUGCAGCUGUCUGCUGAGCUAGUGCUGCCACAGUAAGAGCACACACAAACACACAACCAAAAGCAUCAAAACACAUCUCACAGCGGUGUUAACUUUGUCUGAAUUUUGCUUUGUACAAGAUAAGUCAGUUCUCAAAGAGUUACUCUCAGAUUUGAAGCUGUGAGCCCACAGAGAGGCCAGCACAUGGUGUUCAUUAGCUGCUGGCUAAUUGACGAGGAUUUAUUUAGAUCAGAAUCUUUGAUCUUGGCUUUGGCUGGAAUCUGCUUUUAGGGCUGUGCGAGAUGCAAAACCUUUUUUUAAAGGAUAUGAUUAGCACCAUGUGUUUGCCUCUUGGGCUUAUUCCUGUUGAAAACAGAUAAAAAUGUCAGAGUGGUGUUGAUAUCGCCAUUAAAUCUUGUCAGAUAAAUACUAAAUGGAUUUCAACAUUGUUCUUAACAAUGCUAUUUCUCUAAACUGAACACUCCUGAUGAGCUUUUAACUGGUUAUUAAACAAAUCCUUAUUUAAUACCUUUGCAUCUCUAUCCCUGGCAAAAGCAAACUAACCUAUCAGUGAUUAAUUUGUGUUUUUAAGUUUGUGACGAAAUCAGAAAAGAGAUUAAGAUGUUGAAAAGCAUUUUAAAACUUGAACAGAUUUGUUGUCCAGAUGUAAAAAAGAGUUUCCAAAUGUUCAUGUCAUUGUUCGUCAUCAGUCAGCAUCAGUACUUCGCUCUGGGCUCUGGAGAGACCAUCCUGUUGAAAACUUCACUUCUCAACUCUGGUGAUGAUGCCUUCUUGCCACGAGUGACGCUGCGGUUUCCCGACAACAUCCACUACAUUAAAAUCCUGCACAAUGUGAGUCAACAUCAUUGUCUGGAGAUCUGGAAAACUGACUGUGUUGCUUUUCUUGUUAUUUGAUUGUUAACAGCUGAGGUUAUUAAUCACAAAUGUGGUUUAGUACUGAGGACAAAUAGUUCAUAAAUCAGAGUAGCCAUGAUUAUUUGUUUGUUUGUGUAUACAGGAGGACAACAGCAUUGGUUGUGAUGUGACACAGGAGGAAAACAGUACAACAGUCAGUGUUGAUUGUGGCGUUACAAGCCUCCACCUCACUGCCAACUCCAGGGUAAGCUGUAGUUAAUAGACUCACAUCUUUUGCAAAUAAAAUAUAACAGCUCUGCAACAACAAACAACAACCAGUUUCCCUGAUAACUUGGACGAGUCUACAGCUUCUUCUCCUUCUUCUUCUUCUUCUUUUGUAGUACAUACCACAUGUAUUGACCAGGAUGAUCAAAAUAGAUUAAAAAAAAGAAUGACAUGAAUAAAAGUAAACCAGACAUUUGAAGACUGCAUGUAGAAGAGAAAAAAUCAGGUUCACCUCUUUUACCAUUUUUAACACCAACAGCUAAAAUACAUCACAUUGGUAUUUGUGUCAGAGGAGGCUAAAUCUUACUGAAUGUACUUUGUCUUACAAUUGCGUGUUACAGUUGUAUAUUGAGUGAGAAAAGUCAUUCAAACUUACACUUGUUAUAUUUUUUAUGUUGCUCAAAAAUCAGUCUGAAUCUAUAAUGUGACCCUGGUUGGAUUACAGUUAAGUUUAACUGUCAGAGGAUGUGGAUUAUUUACAACCGAACACUAAACCUAACCACACUUUCUCUAAGUGGAAACACACACAUGAAGAAGAAAAGACAAAAACACAUCACAAACUUCCUGUUUUUGGUUGACUUCAUGGUUGAAGCUCAGUUCAUGCAAAUUCUUCCACAUUGAUGCGGUCCUCUGAGUCAUUAAUAUUCUGAUUGAAUAUUUUGGAAGUGUAGGGUCUUCCUUACAGUCACAGUUAUGCAUUCGACCUUUAUAAGAGACUAAUGACAAAAUAAUACAAAGAGCCGUUCAGAUCGGUUACUUAUUCUCACAAUACUGGUGAUGAUACUGUUUAAAGUUAUUGUGUUAUAUCGGGAAUGCACUUUCAAGUCUAUCUGUGUACUCAUCAAAAUAGAUUUCUAUAUUUGCUCCUCCUCACUCUUUUCUUGACCGCUCUAAGUGUAGAGGUCAAAGGUCAGAUCCGCUCAGUCUUCAUCCUCUCUAGUUUUGUCUCAUCAGCAGAUACUAUCUGUGUUUCCUUUUUUUCACUACCUUUUUUCUCAGUACAAUCUUUUUCAAAAAGUGCUGCAACAUGAAGGUUCCCACCACAAAAAGCACAUUGAAGAGGAACUUACUAAGAUGCAGACUGGUGUACUUUCAUGUGAACACAAUUCACUUAAUAGAGUGGAAUAAAAAAUAAGGAAACGAAAACCAUUUGAAACCUCUGAUUUUCAUUUUAAUUUGUAUUUUUUUUUUAGUUGAAUAUCAGCUUCCUGUUAGAUGUCAGCCAGAACAGCACACCUGGGGACAUCGUCAUUCACGCCAACAGCAGCAGGUGAGGACACACACACCACACUCUCACAACUCCAGAGGUCUAAACAUGCGUUAGAUCAUGAGUGAUCCAGCUGAACCUUCAACUGACUUUUUCAUUCAAGAUUUGAAGACUAAAGUUGAUCUUUAUAGUUAAAUUAAUGUCUGAGUAAAAGAUGUAAAAAUACAACUUUGUGCAUUAAAUCAUUUUUUCUUUUCAGUGAUAACUUUGAGAGAGAAGAGUAUCUCCAGGACAACUCUCUCAGUCUCCUCCUCCCUUUGAAGUAUGAGGUCAAUGUCAACAUCCACGGGUAAGUCAGCACAUGCAAAGAAAACUAACUUUACAUAUAAAUCUGUAUAAAAUCAAAGUGUUUUACACAAGUCAGCAGACAAUAAAAUAUUCAAGUCAUAAAAACAAUCUUUAUUUCCAGUGCGGUGGAAGUUUAAAGGAAAUAAAGCUCAUUAACUUUAACCCUAAUUCAUCAUUUUCAAGUUUAAUUUCAAAGUCUUGAGAUGGAAAAUGAAAUGACAGAUUCGUCACUCUGCUGUUAAGUUUGAUUAAGAGUAACAUUUAUUUGUGUGUCUGCAGUUUCGUGACUCCAACCUCAUUUGUGUUUGCUGAUGAAGAUGUGACUCCAGUUGACUGCUACCCCGAGAGAUUCAACUACACAUACAAGGUCGACAUCAGGCUGGUUCAGAAAAUCCUUGCAGGGUUUAGAUUGUUGAUUCCAGGCAGAGCAGUCAAACACAGGGUCAACAUACUUGUAAAUAUUGAACUAUCACAUUUAUUUGUCUGUUUUGUUUUUAAUCUGUUCCUUUUUUUCUGUGUGCAGGUGUUGAACACGGGUCCCAGCAGGUCUGUAGACACUGUUGUUGAAAUCACAUUACCAAAGAUCCUCACACCUUACCGACACAGACUCCUGCGGGUGGUUGAAUGGCAGGUGAGUCUUAGUUCAGCAAAAUUAGUCAAGAAUUAAAAGUCGUGGUUUUAAAAAAAGCGGAUUAUCAUGAUUUCUGUUUGUUCUUUGUCUCUGCAGACGUCUGUCGGUGUGUGUACACUUAGUGACACGACCGUCUCAGUCAUUGAAGACUGUGAGGUCCCUGAAGCGUCCUACAUCAAACAGAUCGUCUUCUUCUUCUCCUCAACAUCCCACCGCAGAAUGGUAAAAACAAACCUCCACACAAAGGAAAAUAGACGGUUAAAUUCCUUGUGCAUGACUGAAAACAGUGACUUUUAUUAUGAAGUGAAGGGAAAUGUCAACAGUUGUGUCCUUACAGCUAAAGGCAGAGUAAGGUUGAUAUGCAGAGCUUUUCCUCAUUUCAAAGAAAAUAGUGAUGAUACAGACAGGACAUUGCAGAGAGGAAGACACACUCAAAGUGAUAAAAAGUUCUUAGAAAAGUUUAUAGUUAAAGAUCUGCUGAAGCUUUAGGCCACAAAAGAUUAAAAUGAUGAAAUCACUUACAGUGGAUGAACUUGAAAUCUUUUUCUGUGUGUGUGUGUGUGUGUGUGUGUGUGUGUAUGUGUGUGCGUGUGCGUGUGCGUGUGUGUGUGCAGUUUUGUGGCCGUGAAGAUGAUCUGUGUGAGCGUUUGGUGUGUCAUCUUGGUAACCUGGAGGCAGGAAGAGAAGCGAACAUCCAGCUGGAGAUCAAACUGAACCCUGCUGUACUACUGCAAGCUCCGGUAAACACACACACACACACACACACACAGAUAUGUAACCAUAGCAAUUUCCAUUUUUACUCUGUCUCUUUCCAGUCUUCAAGAUUUAAGAAGAAAAUGUAAGUCUAGAUGCAAUAUUUGAUUCAUGAAAAGGUGAUGAUGUCUUGAUACGUUCUUCCUCUUGCAGCUCCUGGAAUUAAAGAGCAGCCUGCUGAGAAAUUAAGAUUCUAAAAAUCUGCAGCAACAACCAGAUGGUGUUAUUUGUGUGUUUUGGAGACAGUAACUGAUAUCUGUUUGUAUGUUUCAAUCUCAGGGUCGUCAUGGUAUCAUGAAGGUAGAGAGCACUGCAACAAUGUCAAACCCCAGAAAGGGUCCUCAUACGGUCUUCGUCCACGAGCAACCAGCCGCACUGGUGAGACACCUCAAGAGUGACGACCAAAGACAUUGUAGAUUGAGCUAAACAAGAUCCUCCAAUGAGAGUUUAAAGAAGUCACCUGUCAUAUACCGUCAUUGUCCUCUGUGAUUUGUCUCCAGGUGGUGGUGGACGCUCUUUUCAGCCAGAAACCAUCAACAACAGUGAAGAUCUUCAUCAUUGUCGUCAGUUUAGUUUUGGGGCUCAUGAUCCUGGCUGCUCUUAUCUGGUGUCUAUGGAAGGUAAAUGUUGUUUUUUUUAAUAUUAUAGUUGAGUAGCAUUUUAGACAUGGUCACACCUCAUCUGGACACAUGUAGCUGCCUCACUAAGAGAAGUAGCUCGAUCACGUAAUGUCUACUGUUGUUUAUUCUACCGUUACUGGCACGGCUAACAGUGUAGCAAGGCUAAUAGCAGAUGGCUAACUCUAACUUUAGCUUGCAUAUUACAUGGUGCUUCACCAUCACCUAAUUAUAACUGAUCACCAUAUUACAGUGUAGUGUAUCAGCUAAUCUUUUUCUUGUAUGUCUCAGGCUGGUUUCUUCAAGAGGACUUACCCAAAAGAGAAGGAGGAGGAAGAGUUCAAGAGGGACAGCUGGGACUAUGUUCCUAAAAACAACAAAAGGGAGAGCACCUCCUAACCCCGACUGUCACCCACUCUGACCUCCGACCCCAGGAUGGAGUUUGCACUGUGACUGCGCAACAGCCACUCUUAAGACAGGUGCUGAUGGACGGAGUGCUGUCAAUGAAAAACAGGUGAUAAGUUAUUCCAGGACAGUAGAGAGUACUCCUGCCGAUGAACAGACCUGUCCAGACUGUGUGAAGUGGUGAACAGUCACAGUCCCAAAACACCAAACUGUCUGCAGCAUGACAGACGAUAAACGACUCCUGACCACACCUGAAUCACACUGUGCCUUUUGCCUCAAUGUGCCUUUAAAAAAAAAAAACAGACAAGUUACAAGAUUUGAAGGAGGCUGAAGCAGAUAAUGGAUAUAUGAUUACUGAAAAGGGAAAAAAGAACGUCACGGGGCUUCUUGGGACAUCAUUUUGACUCUUUUCAGAGGAAACCAACCAAAGGAAAUGACUUCUCGACGACCUUUGACCUCAGGGGAUGGCUGCCUGACCUCUGAUCAGCUCUUAACUCUCUGAAACCUCAGUUUUUUUCUAAGUGCAUUGGCUUGUAACAUCUUUUUUACCUGCUGACCAACAUUUCAUGCACUGGCUACACACACACACACACACUUUACACAUACAGGGCAGACUGGCUGGCUGUCCUGUAUGACCUUUGUAGCACAGAAGCAGUCAAGCAAUGGCUGCUGUUAUUCGGUGGUGCAAGAUGUAUCAGAAUUACCGUUUCAUUGUGCCUUAAUGUAUUAUUUCACUACUUUUCGCUCUAUCGCCUGAUUUUGCUGAAGGAUUGUUGUUUUUGAGGAAUAUUCGUCUGGAAAGUCGACCUCAGAAAAGCUUUGAAAGCUAAUGGGACCUGAACACCGUUUAGAUUUCCCCAGUCGGCUAGUUUGUUUGUUUGCAGACAGAACAGUGGCUGCAGUAGUUUGCCAAGAUAACUCUGAGAGUUUUUAUAGUGUUUUAAUGCCUGACUCCAUUGAGGAUGGAUUAUAGAGAAAACUGAAUGUUGCCAUCAAGUUUCAACAUUUCAGUGACCUUUCUUGGUAACAUUUAUAUAUUUUUUUUCUCACCUUAAUUUAUAAUGCGCUCUUUCAGACCCUGAAACAUGCUGUACAGAUAAAAUAUGUAAAAUCUUUUCUUAAGCUUCAUGGUGGAAACCUUUGUAUUAAAAAACUGAGGUCCAAAUUUUGUAAUUAUUCGUGUUAAACAGCGAUGAAAUGCAAUCAGGAAAGAAGCAGAAGCAGCAACAUAUCAUGUCACGAGGUUGAAUAAUGUAAGAUUACUUGAAAAUGUAAAAGGGAGGUGUCAGUGAAAUUCAAGUACAGAUAUUUAAAGCAGCUGCUACGCUUCCUUCUGUGUUUAUUGUACAAAUGCACAACACACAAAGAUUUUUUUAAAGUGUUUUAAUAAAUUACGUCGUUGCUCUUUGCUUAUGUGAUGAUGUUCUGCACUGGAGAGUCUCACUGCUUUUAUCCACAUGUUUCUAUUAAAAUGAAGGAUUUUCUAUUUAAAAAAA